Molecule: messenger RNA, 77982 nt
Organism: Podarcis lilfordi (Lilford's wall lizard)
Lineage: Eukaryota; Metazoa; Chordata; Lepidosauria; Squamata; Lacertidae
Source: the annotation of a GenBank genome assembly
CCGAGCGCGCCGGGGAGGCGCUGAAGAUUUGGAGCGAGGGCGCCGCCGCCGCCGCCGCCGCCUCACCAGGCCAGGUGGACGCCUAUGAGGGAGAAGCGCCACCGUCCCUGGAAUCGGCGUUGCCUUCGGAGCAGAUGGACCCCCAGCUGCAGGAGGUGAGAGCGCGGCGAGGACGAGCCCGAGGGCACAGUCCCGCCCCCUCCAAGCUGCUAGUCCCUCGACACUAGGUCUCCUCUUCUUCCCUUGCCUUUGCUCCCCUCGCCUUCCUUCAAGCGCGGCGGCGGGCGCACGGAAUCCCUUUCCACCCGGCCAGCAGCUGGCCGGCCAAAGAGGAGGGGUCGCCCCCGGUCCCCAGGCGCCCCUGCUAGGCUCGGCUGGGCUGCCGUCAAACGGCUGAGCGAGACUGCCCGGGCGGGGGGUGGGUGUGUCGGGUCUCGUUUGGAUCCAAGGGCCUCUGGCGGAGGGUCGAGGCUGAGGCCAAGGGCUUCUCCCCCUUUAGAUCCAAGGAGCAGAGGGGGGCUUCUCUGCCCAUGAAAGGUAAAGGAGGGGCACCAUCCUCACACUUAACCCUGGCAUUGGGAAGAAGAGGGAGGGGGAAAGCUGCAGGGUCUCCAGCGGAAAACAGAACCGGGUCCGAUGGGGACCUUUUGGGAGCAAGGGGUGAUGAUCCGUUUGCUAGACCGGGGCUAUGCUUGUCAAGCUUCGCUGGGGCAGGAGUUUCCUUCUGGGAGGGGAGGCGGGCGUGAGACAGUCUGGUUGCUGUGGGUGACCCUUAAAACUGGCCCCGAGAAUCUCCCACCCUUCAGCCGGUCUGUACAGUCUGUUGGUGUCCAAGCCUCUCUCCAGUGAUGACAAAGGAGGCUUUGAACCUUGACUUGUUGGGAUCCAGGGGGCAGAUUUGGCACAUCUGAUUUCCUCCUUUGCUUCUGCGAGGAUGGGUGCAUCCUCCUGUGUGAAUGAGUAAUAUACCCCAACAGACGCAUUAAACCCAGAACUCGUUCUGAAAUGGAUGAGCCAUUUGGGGAUUUUAUGUCUGUCUGUGUUACUAAUUCACACGCUGGAUUUUUGCUAUGCUCAUGUAGCAUCUACUCCUCUGUUUCUCUGGGGAGAGGAGAUGACAGGGUGCUCCCUUGAUUGAAAGUGGCACUCAGCUGCUGCUGUGUCUGGUUUUUUGUUUGUUUUUUUAAGUGAAAACAGUCACCUUACCCUCCUCCAAAUGAGCAAAUUCGGGCUCUGUGCCCAAGGAAUUCCCGUCAAUACAGUUGAAGAGGGCUGGGGUGUGUGCGCAUGCGCAUGUGCACAUGCAUAUUUCCACAUGUCCUUAUUCAGGAUGCUGGACACAGGCAGCAGAAGAAAAAAAUACUGGGGAGAGGAGGGGGAAAGUGAGGGCAAAGCGGGGGGGGGGGAUUAGUCACGAAUAGUCUUGCCUGUUGAUUCCUGAAAAAGAAAUAACUGUACAUUUCACAUUAACCAUCUCCAAUAUUUCCUCCGAAGUCAGUCUUGCUGACUUUGAUGGAGUAAACUUUCAAGUUGUAGGAAUCCAUACUUAUUUCAUGUGCCAGUUUGUUAUUCAAUUAUAAUUUAUACAGUACUGUAUGUGAAAGGACCUUUUCUUUAAGUAACCACCAGGGGUCCAGCAACAGUGUGAUGGAUGAGGGGGGUGAAGCAAUUUGCCUGGAAAACACUUGCUGCCUCACUUGGCCUCUACUAUUGCCUAUGUGUAUUUGGGCUUGGUCUUUGUAACCCAGAACACUUACUCCAAGCGCCAUUGGUGGCUGCUGCUAAGUCUCCUUCAUACCAGGGGCAACUUGGCCUGUUGCAGCCUGCCUUCAGGAGAUGGAGCCCAAAGCCCUAGUUUCCCCCAGACCAUUGUAACCUGUAUACCCCUCUCUUCCCAAGAGCUACAGCUGUACAGACAUCUGACAGGUGUCUUAUUAAUGCAGCAAUUGGCUCCUGCUGUGCAAGCAAGAGUGCCUUCUUACUCUGGCCUAGAAGUGCCGAAGAAAACUAAGGGCUGAAAGUGGCCUUGAUGUGAGCAGUGAUGCUGCGUGCUGCACGGUCUGCUUGUCGCUGCCCUUUUCUGAAGCAGCACCAGAUGACUGAGCAGUAAAUGGCUAGCCAUGGCAGUCCUAAUUCUGUUUUCCGGGACCAUAGUGCGGAAGAGUUGUGUGGGAGCACAGCUAAGCUGUGGCUUGGACUGGGGGGUUGAUGGUCUUUGGGCCACUUUGGCCUUUGGCUUUCCCCUUGACUGAUGCUAGAGGUUUUCCCACCCUCUGUUAGUUUCUGGGCCAUUAAGCUCAGUGUCUGAGCUGCCCAGGCACUAAGGGAGCAGGAGCAGAUAAUGGGUUUAAGGGGCUCCAUCUUGCCCCCACCCUCUCUUUGUGUUCUUUAUCUGAACAGAUGUUUUUAUGGAUUCCACCCUCCUCUCCCCUCUUCACACAGCAGGCCGUGUCUGCUGUUCCCUCCCCCAAUUCUCCUUGCACAGAAUGUGGCCGGGAGCUGCUGUUGCACCCUUUAACUGAUUAACCUAAUGCUGCGCAGAGCGUCUGGUGCCUGGCUGUAAUUGUAGGGAGCCCCAUUAGCUCGCAAAGGAGCAUCUUGCCCCCUCAACCCUCUGCGCCCCAGCCAGUAUGGAAAGGACUUGAAAUGCAGGCAGAACAAAGUAUCAGUCCUCCUUUUACAUCCAUGACAGUUCUUUGCAGCCCUUCACACGCGCUCUCUCUCUCUCUCUCUCUCUCUCUCUCUCACACACACACACACACACACACUGCUCAGUAGAAGCAUGGCUCUAUAGGGCAGACCCUGCAGGGACCAGGACUUUUCUCAGUAGUCUCCAAGGAUAGUUGCAGGUACCUCCAGUGGGUAGUCAAGUAACCAAAAAGGAUCUGCACAGGAAGAUAGAAAUCUGUCUUAUUCUGAGUCAGACCAUUGGUCCAUCCAGCUCAGCAAUGUCUCCAAUGACUAGCAAUGGGUCUCCAGGAUUUCAGAUGGGAGGACAUUGCCAGUCCUCCCUGGUGAACUGGGAUCUUCUACAUGCAAAGCAGCAUAUAGCUGCCCUUGGCUGGAAUGCCUAAGUUUGUGAUACUUUUUUAAAAAAAAAUUACUGAAGGGCACUCUAGACCUGGUUAGAGGCACUUUCCAUAUUAUUUAUUUAUGCAUCUAUUUUUACAUUAUCCAAGAGCUACGCUUGUUACUGGAACAGAUUCUGGCAGCCCAGCACAAAUGCAAGACACUACAACCAACAGGCUAGGUUUGCUCCUUUGCUUUUAAAUUAUAUCCUACUUUUCUGUUGAACAACUUUCCCUGCAUGUCUGUGGUCAGGAAGUGGGUGACACAGAGGAUGUGAUUCUCUGUCUUGUCUGCCUUUGGGGACUGUGGCUCUUUGGGAUGAGCAGGGAGGUCUGGGUCAAGCUCUGAGAAGCUGCUUCUCUUUCGACAUCCAUUUCUGGUUUGAGCGGCUCAUCUAAAGCUGUGAGUAAAAUCAAACCUAAAUACAGCCAUCUGCAAUUUUUAAAAUAUAACUAAACAGAAGGGGGGGAGAAGAGCAGAAACAGAAACGAGGCAUAGCAGACUAAACAACAACAACCCUCUUCUGAAGUCUUCUAAAACCUAAGAGUUUUCUCCUCCCACAGUGAUGGAAGGUCAGGAAGGAGGUGGGCAUCUACCCCUGCCCCCCUCCACUGGGGAAGAGGGCUCCCAAGGCCUGUUGGGUGUGCAGUGGCUGAAAAGGUGUCAUGUUAUCUACCUAACCUUCAAAGAUGCCCCUCAGCAGUGAGAGCAGAUAGGCUUAUAUGGAGGAAGAUUAGAGAGGGAUACAAAUCCCAAAGCAAAUGCUUUAUUUGGUGGGGGAGUGGGGGGAAGAGGAGGAGAGCAUGUACAAAGUCAAGACUGAGAAAAGCAUACGGGUGGAUGGAUGGAGGCUGAGAUGAGGAAGCCGACUGUGGCAGGAGGGACAGAGUGUGAACUGAGGGGGACGUGUGGGCAUAGGACUGCGCAUAUUUGCUUGCCCUCUUGCCCAGCUGGCUGCCACUUCUGUGCUUGGCAUGAUUUGCUGGCUGGAUAACUUGGCUUCAAGCAGUAGCUCCGUGCUGUGUCUUGAGUAUAUGAAACAAAACCAAACCACACAGCAACACUCAGAAUGGGCUCAAUGGCUUGAAGGGCAUCUCCUGUGGUGUUGUGGAAGUCCUGGGUGGCACAGAGCCCAUUGUGCCUUUUAGUGCCUCUGCAUGUACGGUGGGCAGGCUGCUCUGCUCUCUGGGGAAGCUUGCCAGCAGGUGCAGGCACUUCCCUUUGCAGGCAGAAAACCAGAGCAAACGGUUGAAUGGUUGCUUUGCUCUCCCUUCCCCCUCCCAUCUCAGAGAAGCCAAAUCUUCCACAGUGGCCUAGUCACCCUGGCCUGCUUCUUCCCUGGACAUGUAACCAGAAGCAGCUCAGCAGAGGAGAGGUAGAGGUGGAAUGAGGGGAGGAAGAUGACUGCAGCUCUGUGCCAGGAGGAAAGUGGCUUGCAAUCGCAAUGAAAACUCCUGCACAGCUGGAUGUUUGUGAGAGAAAGAACUGGGUGGUCGGGGAGAGAAAAUGGUGACAAGGGGUGUCUAAAGGGAGUUGUGACUAUGACAGUGUUUUCCCUGUAUAUCUGUGGGCAGGAAGUGGACGGCCACAGAGGAUGUGGUCCUUGUGUUUGUCUGCCUCUUGCUCUCUGCCUUUUUUGUGCCAGGGCUUUUUUGGGAUGAAUGGCGGGGAGGCCUGGGUCAAGCUCUGAGAAGUUUCUCCUCUGCUCUCAUCAUCCAUUUCUGGUCUGGAUGGUUUGUCUGCAUGUUCCAAAACUUUGUGCCUCGCUUAGCUCUCUGAUGAGUUAGGUGGCUGCAUUUUUCCUUACGCCAUCAUCUUCCCAAGUGACUUUUCUUUGGUUGAGAAGAUGGUGGAGCCACAGACCAUGGAACAACCUAUGUCUAAAACCCCUUUGUUGACUCUUUUGCCUCCUGAACAAGUAGCUUGCCACCAUAGAAGGGAAUAAAGCAUGUUCAGCAUAAGUGAAGGUUGGGUUAUUGUAUAGCAUGUUUGGCCAGGGAGAUGGUUGCCUCACUGCUCUCUUCCUGAGAGACAGGGGUGAUUGAUGGUGUGUGUGUUAGGGGUAGGAGAUGUAGUGCCCUCCAGAUGUUUUGGUCUAUGACUCUCAUCAGCUUCAGCCAGCAUGGUCAAGGAUGAUUAGAGUUGUAGUCUAGCAACAUUUUGAGGGCACCACACGACCCCGCUGAAAUCAGGAGGCGAGCGUGGCACUGACUGUCUUUAUCUUACUGCCCAUUUUUUGAUGUAAGAGUGCUGAACCAGAUGUUGGUUUGAUCUCACAAGACUAAUUAUUAUUUGUUCGUUUAUUACAACCCAGUCCUUUCUUCCGGAGAGUAUAGGGUUUUCCGUUUUAUACUAAAAACAACCCUGGAAGGUAAACUAGACUAAGAGAGAGAGAGAGAGAGAAAUAGGCCCAAGGUCACCCAGUGCAAUUCAUGGCUGAGAACCUCCUUGGUCUUAGCCAGCACUAACCAGUAUAUCUCACUAGAAUUAAAUUCUUAUGUUCAAGACACACACCUUUUUGGAUAUAUGGCAGGGAAGAUAACAUGGGUCAGAAACAAAAGCCUCAGGAGUAGUGAUCAAAGAGGUUCCUUAUGGGCACUUGAAGGAUAUUAAAUGUGAUAUGGAGGCAUACAGUGUGAUUGGCUGAGCAAUUGCACUUGCAUUCAGAAGUUGGUGUACAAUCUAAGGGACAAUCUAAGGCUGAGUGCUAUUGCGCUCAGGUCCUGCUUUCAGGCUUCCCAUGGGCAUCUAGCUGGCCGCUGUAUAUGCAGGAUAUAUGCAGGAUAUAUGGAGUAGAUAGGCCAGAUAUAUGGAGUAGAUAGGCCAGAAGAUCCUGCAAGGAUCUUCUUAUGUUCUUAUUUCACAUGUGUGUAUUUUUCACUUGUGUGCCACAUCAAUAUUUUCCUGUGUAAAAUGCCCAUUGUGGUUCAUAUUGCCAGACACCAGCUCAAUACACAAAUUUGGUGGCAAGUUAAUGAGUGUUGAGUAUUUGGCUGGGGAGAGGACAGAGAAGUGAAUCAGCUCCUAAGAAUUUCUAACUCCUUCCCCACCCCCUUUUAAAGAUACCAAUGUGUCAUUCAUUGUAAGGCUACUUAACCACUCUGAAAAAUUAAGUUUCCAAUUAUAUAAGAAAUAUCACUUCAAGAACACAGGGUAGGUGUUUGGGAAUGCUUUAUUAUUAUUAUUGAAGUAAGGUGUUGUUGCAUUGCAUUGCUUUCUGUGCCACCUCUGUCUAUUAGCACUCGGGUUAAUUGCAACGUGAGGUAGUACAGUUAGUUAUUACACUGUGAAUCCAACAGCGUCACAUCACAUUAGCAAUAAACAAUUAGCAAAUAUAGUGGACCACAGUUUUUGUUAGGAAGAAACAACUGGCAGCCCAGCAACUCAGGCUGGCCUCCAUAGCAUCCCCCAUGGCCUCCGAUCCCUGGGAUGUGCUCCCAUUAUUAUGCACCUUCUGAGCCCCUCUUUCUGAGGCAAACCAACUGGAGUCUUGUCCAAAACUUGCGUCUUCUCACCUUCAGAGGCUCUUCCAGAGUUUGUGCAAACACAACUGAGAUGCUGAGUUGCAAGAGAAUUUUAGUAGAGUUUCUGUGGCUGUUCAUGACAAAGAGAGGGAUAUAAAUAAUGAGCCCUUUGCUAGUGACUUGGACCAAGAUGCUAACGUUCAUCAGGAGGAGACACGAUAAGAUCAUAAAGAAAGAAAGGGAGGGAGGGAAUCAAAUUGGCUCCAAGCCAAAGGCCAGGCGGAACAACUCUGUCUUACAGGCCCUGCGGAAAGAAAUCAGAUCCUGCAGGGCCCUGGUCUCAUGAGGCAGAGCGUUCCACCAGGCUGGAGCCAGAGUUGAAAAGGCCCUGGCUCUGGUUGAAGCCAAUCUAACUUCCUUAGGCCCCGGGACCACUAGGGUGUUGCUAUUUAUGGACCUUGAGGCUCUCCGUGGGGCAUACCGGGAGAGGCGGUCCCGUAGGUACGAGGGUCCUAGGCCGUGAAGGGCUUUAAAGGUCAAAAGCAGCACCUUAAAUCUGACCCAGUACUCUACUAGGAGCCAGUGCAGUUUGAAAAGCACUGGGUGAAUAUGCUCCCAUGGCAGAGACCCCGUGAGGAGCCUUGCUGCAGCAUUCUGCACCCUCUGGAGUUUCUGGGUCAGCUUCAAGGGCAGCCCCGUGUAGAGCGAAUUACAGUAGUCAAGCCUGGAGAUGACCGUCGCAUGGAUCACUGUGGCCAGGUCGGGGCGGGAAAGGUAAGGGACCAACUGCUUGAUGCGGCGAAGGUGGAAAAAUGUCGCCUUGGCUGUUGCUGUAACUUGCGCCUCCAUGGAAAGGGAGGCGUCAAGGAUUACACCCAAACUCUUAAAGGAAGGCAAUGGCACUAAUUGGGGCCCCGCAAGAGAAGGGAGUUGGUCCCUCAUCCCCAUGCCAUCCCGACCCAGCCAUAGGACCUCUGUCUUCGAAGGAUUUAGUUUCAAUCGGCUCCCACGAAACCAUCCAGCCACAGCUUCCAAGCAUCUGGUCAGUGUGUUCGGGGCCGAGUCGGUGUGGCCAUCCAUCAGCAGAUAGAGCUGAGUGUCAUCAGCAUAUUGGUGACAGCCCAGCCCAAAGCUCCGGAUAAUUCCCAGGGGAACUGAAGUUUUCUUUAAGAGUGGACACACUACUGCUUCCUUCAUUUCCCCUGGGAAUGUCCCCGUGUCAAGGGACAAAUUGAUUAUUUCAAGCAGGGGGGUCCGCGAAACAUCUGGACACUCCCUAAUCAGCCAAGAUGGGCACGGAUCAAGGAGGCAGGUGGUGGGCCUACCAACUUGGAGGAAUCUAUCCACAUCAGCAGGGAGUAUCUGAUCAAAAUGGUCCAGCACUGGACCUGAAGUCAGUCGAGGGGCCUGCAGUUCAGUCACUGUAUCUAAAUUGGCAGGGAGGUCAUGGCGGAGCAACAGGACUUUCACCGCAAAAAAAGCUCGCGAAUGCCUCACAGCUGUGGGUCGAAUUUGUGCUUAAAUUUGGUUGUCCUCCUAAGGACGUUAUUGACCUAAUUAUUCUAAAAAGUUGUGCCGGGCGAGAGCUAGCGGAUACAAUGGAAGCUGCAAAGUAAGAUUUCUUAGCAGCUUUCAUAGCCCUCUCAUAGGCUUUCAUAAGCGUCCUAUAAGAUGUUCUUGAGGCUCCGUCACGAGUCCGUCGCCAUACUUGCUCUACCCGUCUGAGAUCCCGCUUCAUUUUCCGGAGCUCCUCAGUAAACCAAGGGGCCCGGUUUCGAUGGGGUCGCAGAGGGCGCUUAGGCGCGAUCUCAUCAAUGGCUGCCAAGAGCCGGUUAUUCCAGUCCUCAACAAGGUCAUCUAAUGAGUCGCCAGGAGGAGCAGGGUCCCGCAAGGCUUGUCGGAAUCUAUCAGGAUCCAUCUGUUUUCGCGGACGAGCCCAAGUAGGUUCGCCACCCGAGCAGAUGUAGAGCUUGCUUGCUGGAUCAGGCCAAUGGCCCAUCUCAUAGUGGCUAACCAGGCUGCCUGAGAGCUUUACCAGAGCCUGCUCACCCUGGCAAGGAGAGGGUUAAUAAACCUUUGUCUGUGUUUUGACAUGUAAGUGGACCCCUGUUUAAAAAAGCAAUAGCUGAUCAUGAAUCUAGGUUCCUUGGUUUGUUCCUAUCCCCUACCUAAUCACCCCCACACCGAUGUACAUCUGGAUUUUUUUAAACCUUGGAGGCUGGGAUGGGUAGGUUUGUGUCCAACAUCUACUGCUUUCAUUUCCUUUGGAUUUCUCUUUCCCCAUCAUAGAGAGCUCCAGUGCUUGAAUUUUGCCAAGGUCAUUCUUGAAUUUCAUUUGUGUCCUCUUCCAGCAUUUGCGAUUCCCUGGGGGACACGAGGGGGAAUGAACCUUGCAUCUAUUCUUAGGCAAGGGAGAAAGGAGGAUCCAACAAAUCAUGAACCUGUUAGCUUGACUUUGGUCCCAGCCUUUUUUGCUAGAACGAAUCGUAAAACCAUCCGUCUUGAGGACGGAGCUGAUGUCACCCUGGAGGGGUAGCGUUGUGGUGUUUAAAACAACAGCAGCCAGCACAGCUCUGACGAGGAUGCUUCGUGCCAACCGGCCAACGGGCGUGCGCUCCCUCCUCUUUCGAAAAUGUGACUGGCCUGAUCUAUGCGAGGAGAUGGGGGAGGGAUGCAGUUUGCAAAUGCACCUUGUCUUUCAGUAAAGCACUUUGGCACAGCUCCAUACAAUGUGCUCAUGCAGAAGCUCAGAAGUGUGUGGCUGCCUCGCAGCAGCUCCACCAAGCCCACGUUUACCUAUAAACGAGCUCCCUGCUAGUGCUUAUCAUUCUAAUAGCUUCCUAUAAAAAUAACAGCUGGAACAUUCACCCAGAUCUUAUUUUGUUGUGCCCAGAGCAUCCAAGCUUGUGAUAGUGCUCAGCUCAGAUGCUGAAUGCAGAUGUGUCUCUGCUCAGAUCUUCCUAGUAUGGCACAAGAGAGAGAAAGAGAGAGGACUCUUGGAAUGAGGAACGUCCCAUAAGAUCAAAGUCAAAAUGCUACUCUUUGAUUGUAACAGAAAUGGAGGAAAGUGUGUAGUGCAUGACUGGUUCAUAGUCACAAAGAAAGAGAGUGGAACGGAGCCCUCGCCAUUUUUAACCAGACAUGUGGAUUCAUCGAAAGCUCCUUUGACAUGCCAGUGUUGUAAAGUAGGUGUUCAGCCUCUUCAUCAGAAGGCGAAGGCUCCAGAAACACAAACAAUAUAAUAUUAAAUAAUAAAAGUCCAGAGAGCUGUAUUUUGAGAAUUUGAUAGUUUUCCAUAGAAACGCAUGUCAUUUUUGGAUCCAGAUAUCUGGUUGCACUUCAACCAGUGCAAUGCCAGUGACACACACUGUUCUGCUUUUUCUUAUUUUGCCCCACUCUUCUAUUCUACUAGCUGUUUGUAUGGCUGAGAAAGGUUCAGAUACAAUUCUUUUUGGCAAGCGUGGAAAAAAGAAGCAGCAGCAGCUUAAGCUGAACAAAAUUGGAAUAAAAGACCUAUAAGUCUGAAGUGGACAAAAAUAAUUCUGUCACAUCUGCAAUGGGAUCUGAGUAUGACCCAAAUCUGAGAAACAUUCAUUUAAAAAAGGGGGGAAAGGAGGGGUUACUGAACAGACUAUUGAUUAAACUGCUGGCCUUCUUUCACUUGUGUGUUAACAAAGGAAAUCAGUAGUGAAUAGAUGUUUUAAGAAAUAUAAAGCUAGGAAGCCAUGUAGUUCUAAUACUCUAUUGGCUUUGAAGCAAAAAAGCAGCUGUUAAACAUUUCCGGCGUUCAGAAUUUAUUUUUAUUUUUUAUUUUAACCCUCAUCCUUCAGACAUGGCCAGGUGAGCUGGUUAGCACAAAACUCUGAUGUUGGCAAUGUGUUCAAUGGAUUGCCCAAAGACAUGAAUGCACCUGCCGCAGAUCAGCAGAUGCAGCAGCCUUCCCCAACUCAGGCAAUGCCUUAUGGUGACUUGCUAUGCACAGUUCUAGGAAAAGGCUGUGGCAGAUGGCGCCAUUGACUCCAGCACCAACCCUGUCGGGUAGCCUGGAAGCAGCAGAGUGUCAUGUCCUACUUCUCUCUCUGUUGGCCACCACCCACAUAUGCAACAUUUAUUCUAUUCUAUUCUAUUCUAUUCUAUUCUAUUCUAUUCUAUUCUAUUUAUUACAUUUAUAUACCACCUUUAUCUUCCAAGGAGCUGAAGGUGGUGUACAUGGUUCUCCUCCUCCCCCAUUUCACCCUCACAACAACCCUGUGAGGAGGGUUAGGCUAAGAGAUGGUGAGUGGCCCAAGGUCACCCAAUAAGCUUCAUGGCUGAGUGGGGAUUCGAACUCUGGACCCCGGUGAGUUCUGACUAACAGACGACUUUGUCCAGCCAACAGGAGGAGAGGGGCACAGCCAGGAAAAUGGCCAGGGGUCUAGAGAAUGAAGCAAGCAAGGUGGCUACAGGAGGGCUGUCUAGGUAUUAGACAUCAACCUUUCCUCUGAGUGCCUAUUGGGGAGUUGGUGGGAAUGACCUGAACCUUUCCACCCGGACCAAAGGGAGGAUGCUGGGCAGUAUUGCCUUUGCCUUCAUCCUGGAUUGUCUCUUACAGGCAAUGUUGUUCUACUGAACAGGACAUCCAUCAAAUAUCCAGUUUCAGACUACUCCCUAUAUUGAAUGACAUUUCUGCAAGAGCUUGCAGGAUGAGGUGUAUGAACAAAAUGGAAGGAGUUUGGGUCACAAAAUACAAAUUUAACGGGUGUCUAUAUAAUGACCCAAGUUCACACAUGCAUGCCAUUCUAGUCACUUGAUUAUUUAAUGCUUGUAGUACUGUUCAUUUGACCAGCCUGUGAAGUUUGAGUUUGUGUGUUAGGGCAUUUGUAACUGCAAACCCCUCCCCUUCAGUUGGUUGCAUGACUACAUUAUUUGUACACAUGUAGGGUUUAUGUGCAUGAUGAGGGAUCCCAUAAAAAAGCAACCAAUCAAAUGCAUUCAGGGUGAGGGAGGGAUUCCCCCCCAUCCUAUUCUCUCUCCCCAUUCUCCCCAAUUUAUUCUAUCCUGAUUGGUCAUGUGGAUAGUCCUAUUGGUUUAAACUUGUUUGUGCUUCAAGUAGUAUAUACAUUCUGCCUGUGCUAUUUGAUGCCUGUAACAACUUAUUCAUGCAUGCAGACCACCAGCUGAUGUAGAGCUAACCACACAACGAAUAUUCAUCUGUCAACUAUCCUUAAAACAGGCAUGGUUCUAUAUUGACACAGUUCAGUAUCCAAAGGCACCAUCAACAGUUGGGAGAGCGUCUGAUGGGCCAGGAGAGAGCUGUCAUUUGUGUCUAUGUAGAUGGAAGCAAAUAUCUGUACAUUCUCCUCAUUUUCAGUGAUGGAACAACUGCUUGGUGUAGCUCAGUGUACGAAUUAGAAUAAAUUAUACAUAUUAGAAUUCUACCAAAGGGCCUUUGAAAGUAGCAUCAAGCACCAGGCAUCUUAAUACCAUGCUGCUGAGUAGUCUCCACUGUCAUGGUUAUCAAGGAAGUCUGGAUCGUGGAAGGAAUUUUAACCUGCUUUACCAGACCUUUGAGUACAGUACAAUAAGUUGAAUUCUCACCUCUUCUAGAUUGUGGAGAGGUAAUGUGGAAGAAAAGUUCAGGGGGAGUCAUCAGUGUGGAGACAAGAGCUCCUUUCCAAACAGACUACCUCUUGCAAUCCACUCAUCAGAAUUUGUGCGUAUGUAAGAAGAUGGCAAUGGUUUUACUUUGAUUUUUUUGAUGCUGACCCCAUGCGACAUGCUGUCGCUGUAGAUAACAGUGAGGAGUGCAUUUGCACGUUAAUUGCCGUGAGGUGACUGAAUAGAUGUUGCUCUGUGUUUUCUUUUUUUGAGAGAGAGCGCACAAAGCAAUUGCAGAGUUUCUGUGGAAGCAGAGUGGAAUUGAAUGUCAAAGGGAACCCUGAAUGCCCACUCUUCAGCAAAAAACUCCCCAGUUUCUUUGCUCCAGCAAACCUUGUUGCCUUGAUACACAAUGAACAUGCAGUGUUGCUCAGCAAGGUGCAAACACUUGGUGGAUCUGGGCAGAAGGGUGACACGGGAGCUCACCUGCAGCGCUUUAAGAUCCCAGUAAGGCGACUACUAAGCAAUUCCCCAUAUUGCCAUUUGUGGGAAGAUUGGAUGCAGCUGCUACUACAGCUGAGGACACUUUUGAACCAGAAGAUCAGGGAGCUGGAAAUUAGAUUAGUCUAAAGGCAUUGCUUGAUUCCUGUUCCCUGGGGCGGUGAGUCUCCAGUCAGAUCUCGCUGCCUGUGACCUUGCCUGGAUUUGCAAGCUAAGCACAGCUGAGGAGAGUGGGUGGGUCUCUGCUGCAGGGAAGACCUCCAAGAAAGGAAGGGCGGUGUCAGCUGGUUCGCCCUGACCUGCAGCCACUGAUGGCGCAGCCUGAGUUUCUCAUCUCCCUUGUUAUUUCCUUGCUGCUUGCUGACAGGGCAGCCUCCCUUUUUUCAUAUCAAUUGCUCUUUUAGGCAGGUAUGUAUGUUGUCUCAUUCUUGAAAGUGAAGAAGGUAUAUCAUCUCAUGAUUUGUUAGUCUUGCAAACUGGGAAUUGCUGCAGUCCCCUGCAACCCACCUUUCUCUACCAUGAAAAAAAUGACACUGACACAGAGAGGAGCAGGAUAAUUUGUACUUGGUUUCCCUGCUGUCCCAUAAACCUAGUUUAUGCAUGGCAGUAUCACAUAUAUAAUUACAAUUGGGUGUAUCUAAUGUGAGCAGAAGUAGUAGGUUCCACUUAAAAGAUGUAAAGGGAUAAAGUCUAGCUGGAAAAUGCUGGAAAAAGAGUAUCUGAGCAUGUCAAGCUAACAGAUGGUGCUAUUUUUUUUUAAAAAAAAAACAGAAAAUAAAAAUGAAUGUGAAACUGAAGAUAAUAAUGAAUAAGCAUAGAGGUAUUGACUAUUGCUCUGCCAUCAUCAUGAAUUCAAUCUCUCUUAUGAAUGCCAACUUAGUACCUGUUUCAGCACAAAUCUUAUUCCUAGACUAAAAACAAGUUCCGUAUCUUUUGCUCUAUAAGACUCACUUUUUCCCUCCUAAAAACUAAGAGGGAAUGUGUGUGCGUCUUAUGGCGCGAAUGCAGGCUGCGCAGCUAUCCCAGAAGCCAGAACAGCAAGAGGGAUUGCUGCUUUCACUGCACAAUGAUCCCUCUUGCUGUUCUGGCUUCUGAGAUUCAGAAUAUUUUUUUUCUUGUUUUCCUCCUCCGAAAACUAGGUGCGUCUUGUGGUCUGGUGCGUCUUAUAGAGCGAAAAAUACGGUAGAUGUCACCCACACACAAAAAAUAGUGCUGUCAUUGACCAUGAGUCAGUUCUAACUAUUGUACACUCUUGUAUCCCCCUCUCUCAAAGCAACUCUAGAGAGCCAUAGCAGAAGAUUUUUCCACACAAUAAAACAUUGCAGUGGUUAUGAAAAGCAGCAUUCACACAAUAGAAAAGAAGUGCCAAACAAAUGGAUAAAACCUGUAUACUGUAUUCAUUACCGUUUUUCCUUCUUCAGGUUUCUAAAUGUGUUUGCAAGGGCAUCCCAUUAUUGCAAAACUGACCAGUUAAGAAGUCUCCUAAGUGUUAUUGCCUUGAAGCUUAUAUGAAAUUUCUAGCUAGCCCUUACUUUUGGAGCACUUCAUCUCCUGCUGAUUUGCCUCCUAUCUCUGCCUCUUCCCAUAUAUCCCUUCUUUCCAUUUUGCAAAAGCUCAUCAUCCUGGCCCAUUCACCAAGCUGCUUCCUCUGGUCAACUCCUGAUUGGUAGUUCAUGCUCUCUUGUCACACUAUUAACUGUUUUGAAUGGUGUGGCUGAGCCAGUUCUGAGGCGGGACAGUAGGGAGCAUGUAAAGGCUGAAGACAGGCUCUGUUUGGUGUGAAGAGAGGCAACAGGUAUCCAGCCUAAGAGGGAAGGCAUGCUUGUCGAGGUUCAGGGGAAGACCAGAAGGCAAGGUGGUGAUGGUGAUAAUGAUGAUGAUGAUGGGUGUGAGAUCAGGCUGUGGAAGCGCAAUGCUGUUCGAGAAGUAUAAAUGAAAGUCCCCAUCUACGAUCCAUGUGGUGUGGCCUCCCUUUCUGAAAGCCAUUAUUGAUUCCCUCCUCUCCAAACCUUCCUUGGGGACUGAUCAGAUAACCUUUUUUUCUCUUGUGGGUAUAGUGGAUGCUCUUCCCACUGGCAGUGCUCUUACUCCUGCUUCCAUUAGCUAAUUUCUGUUUAUAUGUAUCCAUCACUUAUUCAUGAUCCGUUGGAUCAAUCAGAAGAUGCAUUUGUUGAAACCUGAUUCAAGCCUUAUGUGGAGACUGUAGGCCUCCCCCAAUGCUGAGGCCAGGAGGAUAGGUUAGCUAUUUUGAUAAAAGUCUUGUAACGUGGCCAUCAAACCACAGGGCAGGAACUUGGUUCUCGGCUCUUUGUUGGCACAUGCCAACUGUAGUGGUUCAAAAAACUCUUUCUUCCCAAGAGAUGCGCCAUAAUGCCCAGGGUGUUGGACUUCUGCUACCAAAGACAGCAGGACAGGGAUCUAUCUCCUGUUUUAGAUAGUGUACCCCCAGGUGAGUCUUUCACUGUACAUCUUCUACAUGGGUAGACUCUGUACAUGGGUGAACCAGAGUCGAGAGAAGGACCAUCAUUCACUUGUAAAGCACACAGAAGGUCCCACAUUUAAUUCUUGGUGUUUCUCGUUAAAAGAAUUAAACAGCAGAUAAUGGGUUCUGCCUGAGCUCUGGAGAGCCUCUGCUAGCCAUGUUAGCCAAGACUGCCAAGACUGAGUGACUUCACACUGUAUCCUGAUUUGUCAUCUUAUUGUUGUGAGUUAACACAUCUCAACAAUUAAGAAAGUACAGUGCUUACCAUUGAAAUGUGAUACAGAAAAGCACGCAGAGGGUAGUCUUUCCCAUCACCUCUCAAGUCACAGGCCAGACACCAAAUUGAAAGUGGUUGUUUUUUUAAAAAUGAAAAAUCCCAACAUUCCCCACCCUUUUCAUCUUCUGGUGUUUGAGCUUUUCAAGUACACUGUGCAUCAUGGGCAUAAGCUGACACAUUUUUAGCUCUUGAGUCAGGAUCCCAUGAAACUCCAGAAUUUUGCAAGAGCCUGAGGUGUCUUCAGGAGAAAGGUUCCUCUGGUACAUCUAGUCAUGCAGCUCAUCUGCAACCAAGAACAAACAUGAGCUAAAUCACCAUGGGGAGGCAUAAAGGAAGCAGGCUCCCUGCAUUCAUUGCCAUAGCUUGCAUUGUAGCAUCCUGGCUCUCGACCAGCCCCCCACCCAGGCUGCCCUUCUGCUGAUAACCGCAGUGGCUUUGCAAUCAAUCCUUCCUCUGUAGGUUUCCCAUAAACUAGGCUGGCUCUUCUUGCCUCAUGUUGAAAUCUCUUUUGAGGCGGUGCAGAGCUAGACAUGAUUUGAAUGUUGAUAUUCAUCAAGCUGGAUAUUAAAUCUCUUUUGCUAGACUUUUUUUAAAAGACAAAAAUGCUGUAAAGAUAUUCAUAUGUAGGUCAUACUCUCUCCCUAUAACAUUUCUGUGAAGCCACACAAUUUGGUAGUGACGUGGAGUGGAAAAAUGGAGGGGUUGCUUAACCUCUUCACUGAUUUGCUGCAUCUGUGCUCCAAGCUGCCCUCGUGAGUUGCAUUUUCUCCCGCGGGGUUGCAGAACAUAUUGCUCAGUGCUUUUUUUCUUUAAAAAAAAUGUUUAGGGGUACUCUCAUUUUCCUACUCAUAUUGAAAUACUGCCCCUCAAUGAGGCCAAACUUAGAUUCACAAAAUGUUUAGAGGUAUGCGUACCCUUGCGUCCCCCCCAGAAAAAAACACUGAUAUUCCUGCAUUGUAUUAUUGCAAAGCGGUUAAAACUCAUUGAAUACCAUUUAGAAGUAAGAAUUUGCUUGUUCUGAUUUUGCACACUGGGUUUAAAUCAAUAUUUCCUGCUACUGUAACUCUGGUCAUGUCUGACCUCUGAGGGAAGAGCAAAAGUCCCAUCUCCAAUGCGUGACCUGUUUGCAGAGAGGGACAUUUGCUACUUUUAUUAGCAGCAAAUUAGGAAACAUGUUCCUGAGUGUGUAUAUCGAGUGAUAUCUUUUGGAGGUCAGGGGAAGCCCCCAAUUUGGUUUCAUUCCCCCCCCCUUCGGUUUGGCCUUGUUUCCCAUUUCUGCUCAAUUUCCUCAUUUCGAGAAGAUGGUAAAAUAUGUACCAUUUAAAAGGAGGAUCUGGAACAAGUAUUUAGAGGAGACCAUCUGUGUGAGGACCUUUUCACAGAGCUCUUCCCUCCUAAACCUGGUCAAUCCUCACCUGUCCUUGGCCAAGCAGGGGGCUGUGUUUCCUGUGGGAAGGUGUAUUGCACUGGUGGUGCUCAGCUGCAACCAGCAGCCAUUUCUACAAUUGUCACAGCACCUUCCCCAGUCGCUGUGUGACUGUAAGAAUCGUUGCUGACUACCUACACACUGCCAGUUUAUGUUAUCUGUUUCUCCACACAAAUGUCUGCCUGAGGAUCAUCAAAGCUGCAUGUAGGAAGAUGGUGGUGAGGAAAGUAUUUUUUAAAAUAUUGCAGUUGCAUCCCACCUCCUGCCAAGGAGGUAGUAUAGUGGUACCUCGGGUUAAGUACUUAAUUCGUUCCAGAGGUCUGUUCUUAACCUGAAACUGUUCUUAACCUGAAGCACCACUUUAGCUAAUGGGGCCUCCUGCUGCCGCCGUGCCACCAUCGUGCAAUUUCUGUUCUCAUCCUGAAGCAAAGUUCUUAACCUGAGGUACUAUUUCUGGGUUAGCGGGGUUUGUAACCUGAAGCGUAUGUAACCUGAAGCAUGUGUAACCCGAGGUACCACUUGUAGUGGCAUUUUUGGCCUCACAUGAGACACUAUGAGGUACAUUGGGAGGGAAACAAUGUAGGGGCAGUUGUGUAAGAGAUUUGAUUGGGAGAGAGGAAGGGCUGCAUCUGGGGAUGCGAGAGGUCUCAUUUAGGUCUCAUUUAAAGCCAAAUCUGUCAAAUCUGCACUUUAUGGAAUGAUACGCAAACUGAAGCACAGCUAUCCUUUGAAAUUCACACUUAUCCAAAUGUUGCUAUGCAGUUUCCCAACUGAACAAUGUUUACAAAAAUGCAGGUAUGAAGGGAAUGUGUAUGUGGGUAGGUUCUCCUAUUCAUUUACAGUGGUACCUCAGGUUAAGUACUUAAUUUCUUCUGGAGGUCCGUAUUUAGCCUGAAACUGUUCUUAACCUGAAGCACCACUUUAGUUUGUGGGGCCUCCUGCUGCUGCCGCGCCACUGGAGCCCGAUUUCUGUUCUCAUCCUGAAGCAAAGUUCUUAACCUGAAGCACUAUUUCUGGGUUAGCGGAGUCUGUAACCUGAAGCGUAUGUAACCUGAGGUACCACUGUAUUAGUUUUCAUUGGCGGUGUGGGAGCUUGGUGGGCCCUGGGAAGACCUAGUAUAUGUAGACUGCAGCAACGGGAGGAACUUAAGCCCUGUUUACUGACUAGGUAGGUCUCAGCAUUCAUGGCAUGUGUGGGCCUGUCUGCAGUGUGCCUGCAGGUGUAUGCUUGAAGAUGCAUUGGAGGCAUGUGUAAUGGGUGGGGUACAGGGCCUGGCCCCCAAAUACCGCUCCCAUUGUGCACACUUCUUGCAUUAAUUGAACAUGGGAGCUACACUUCUGGCAAUUACAGUCAGCUAGUAAAGUCUCACACUCUACAUUUUCGCAGCUUGCUACAGAAAUGUAAAGAAAACAAAGCAAAAACCCACCACAAGACACCAUGUUCCCUGUGAUGAUGCAGUUGGAGCCUGUGUAGGCAUGCAUGUUUCCUCAUUUCUCACCAUUUCAGGACUUGGUGCCAUCUGAUGACAAUAUGUGAACAGAUGCCGUUGAAAAGCUUUGUCCUAAAGGUGACACCUGGGCUAUGGACAGUCCCUCUCUGGUGGCUCCUCCACACCAGUCAUGGCUAACUGCUGCAGUCAUUCAGAGAUGCCCAUGUGGGAACCAGCUUCAUUUCUGGAAGGGAGGCUGCUUCCGCUGAUGGUUGAGGGCAAUUGCAGGAAGCAACAUUAGGGGUAGAUAUGCGCACGAGUUCACAGAUAAGUUUGGUCAGGUGUAGAGCGUAUGGCUUAAAUCCUGCUAUGAUUGGUUGCAGGGAACACGUGUGUGGCUGCAGGAGCAGGACCGGCUGCAGCCCUGCACAGUUGGCUCUUGUGUUGAUGGAUCCGUGCUCUUCACUUCAGACUAUGGCGAGGUAAGUGAAAUGGAAACACAGCAUUUUCAUGAGCCGCCAAAGGAAACCCUUCCAGGUCAUUCCCUUGCACAUUUGGGCUAAAUAAAAGCUGGUGGCUCAGGAGACUCUUUUUUCCCUCUCCUGUGGCCAUAAUAUACAGCACCUUUAAGGUUGCCAAGUUACAAAGAAAAAACCUUCUUUGCAUUCUUCCCUAGGUGGCUUUUGCAGGUAUGGGUUUUCUUAAGGCUUUGUCCUCCUUUUCUUAAGGCUUGCAAAUUGGUUUUUCCUUGAAUUACGGCUGCUUGUUGACAUUGCCACAAAGCACUUAAAUGCUCAGGAGAGGCGUCUGCAAAAGCCAGACAGACUGAAGGCUUUGGAAGCAGCUGUAUGCAAGCAAUUCACACCUCUUAGCAUUUCUAAAAGUGGCUGCCUCUGAAAUUGGUGAUAAUCCCUGUAGGGAUGCGGGAGUCAGUCCACUUCCACCUCCCUUUCUCCUAUAAUCUCUGGUUUAUGUAAGGAAGGGAGGGAGAUUGGCAUCUUUCUCAGACCCUCCCAUAGCAUAUAAGACAAAAUGACUUCAUGAAGAUCAGUUAUUUUUAUAGUGUUACUUCCAACUAUUGGGGCCUGUUAACAGAGUGGCACAAGGGUAGGGUUUCUUCCAAGCCAUUAGCUAUCAGACUUUCCCUGUGCAGAAAAUUUGUAUUCUGAUUCCCCUUCUGAUAUAGGUAACUAUCAAUAUAGAUAAUUAAGUGCAAAGUGUGGAGGUAAGAAGCUCAUCUAUACAAAGAUGUCUCUGCUUGUAAAACACAAUGAGUCACUUCAGUUCACUGUUGGGUGAACUCACCCAGUGGUGAGUCCAGAUGUGUUCACUGAGAGGACUCAUUCAUCGAAGCCUCCUCAAUGUGUAUAAAUCAUGUAGGAUGGCAUUCAGCUUAAGUUUUACUCAAGAGUAGACUUGUUGAAAUGAAAGGACCAAACUUUGUCAUGCCUAGUAAUUUCAGUGGCACUACUCUUGAGUAAAACUUGGUUGAAUACCACCCAUGGUUUUAACUUAUUUCUUAUUGUAGAAAUAAAAGUUUACAAUAGAUGUGAAAGGACAAGGUAAAUACAGAAGAGUUGUUGACCCCUCCCAUUUCCUGUUCCAUACCUCUCUAUACUUUUGUAUCUUUCAGCCUCUGGAACUGAACUGGGAACAGUGAAAAAUGGCUGGGGGGAAUGAACAGAGGGGAUGUUAAGACAUGGGAGAGGAGAGGGUUCAGUGUCCCUCUCCCUUGCACUCCUUUUACUGUUGAGCCCACCCACUUCAUAAAUAAGCAGGGCAAGAAACCUGCCGGCCAUUUUGUUAGAAGAGAGUCAACUGGAUCAACUGCCAGGACUUACUGCCCCCCACAGAAUCUUGCAUCUCUACAUGCACCAUCUUUUCCUUCCCUCCAGGUGUUCUGCUACCCGUGGGCCUCUGUGCCCAGAGAGAAAGUCCUGCCGAUGCAUCGGUCGAGUAUGGAGGGGGUGGAGGACAUGUCCAUGCUGGGGGACCUGCACGAGGCGGCCAUUUUGCUCAAUCUGCACCAGCGCUACCAGCAGGACCACAUCUAUGUGAGUGACCAAAGCAGACAGAUUCUUUGCUAGCCAGAGCAGAAGUGGCCUGAAAAGAAAGCUCAGCUGCAUGACUGUCCUUUACCCCAUCUCACCCGAUUUGGAGACCUCUUAACCAUGGCUUGGACAGGAGUCUGUGUCUCCUCCUGGUUGUGCUUGGGCUGAAUCAAGUUAGUAUUCCUGGGUCUCUCUGCACACAUUUGGAACGCAGCAUCACAAGGGGAUUUUAUGCUGAGUAUAAGGCACAGCUAAGGCCCUGUCUACACAUGCAGGUGUGUGUGUGUGUGUGUGUGUGUGUGUGUGUGUGUGUAAUAGACUAUACCAUUUCAGAUUGCAGGUGGGGAGUAACACACACACACACACACACACACACACACACAAAUAUAGGAGUGCUGUUUUUAAUGCUUCCCUAUAGUUAAAGGAAAAGCCUGUAUGUUUGGAAAAAGACCCACCCAAAAUUAGCACACCAGAGAAAGAGUUUUUACCCUAGCCUGUUCUGUAGGUACUAGUUUUCUACUUGCAAGGGGCAUUUUUACAAAAGGGAGCAUUCAAAAAUGCUAUCCCAUCAUGUGCAUUCCAUAGCGAUAUACUCUAUUUUGCCAUUUUGGAAACUACCUCGUUCUAUUGAAUGCCUAGUCUAGGCUUGAGUGUCCAGGAGUAGCUACUGGGCUGCUGCAGAUGAGAAAUGCAGUAAUGUUUGCCAUGCCAUCAGUGGUUGGUUCUCUUUGCAAGAGGACUCUCAGCAGCUGGCAUUGAAGAUGCUCCAGGUGUUUCUUCCUGUAGCAGAUUUCCUAGGUUGAAUGACAGACAUGUGCACCAGAGGCAGUAAACAUCCUCUUUCAUCCUGCUUCAGGAACUGUGUACCGGAGGCAGAGAAAUGCAGGGGGCUCUGUGCCAUUUAUGGUGUUUGCAAGAUUACCUGGGACUGCGAGAAGGGCCAUGAGGCAUGCUCCUCCUUCUUUCUUACCUGUGUGCAAGCCCGUUCAAAUUCUGAUAUUGAAAUGUGGAUCUUAGGCUGUGUUGCAUAGCAACUGUUACUAAGGCAACAGGACUGUAUGCAUCUUGUAUUCCAGUAAAUGAUCAAUUAAGUGACCCGAUUUCUGGGAAGCAUCUUCUCCAUUUUGGGCAGACAAGGAAGUUGCAAAGUCUGUAAUCAUAGUAAUGAAUCUUUGCUGUCUUGUGAUGGACAUGCCUUCUCUUUCUGCUCUCUUGACCCAGGUCUAUCUCCAUCCUGCAACCUCUCAAGUGUUCCCUGUGCAAGCAGCUCUUUACUGCCCAGACCUUUACAAUCGGAUCUUACCCUCUUGAACAUCCCUUUGACAACUGCCUACCCUAAUUUCCUCAGUUUGCUACUUCUUCCCUCCCUCCCCCAUCUCUCUUUUAGCUGUAAGGAAAUAGAAUAAUAAUUAGCAUUUGCAUACCAGUAUAUGUUUAAAUGAUCAGAGAGUAUUUUGCAGACACUGUAUUGGGGCCAUCCUAGAACUUAUACAAGACGCGGCACCAUGGCUGCUCCUGCUCUCUGUUUCUUGUAAUAUCUAAGACAGAUAGUAUAUGACACAAUGUCAUUGCACUGUACAUUCCCCCAUCCCUGCCAAGCAGUGAUGCAAGGUACAGGCAGCACACACACACACACACACAGUGCACUGAUACCCCCACCAUACAUGGUUUACGUUGGAUUUUUCCAAGGAGUGGAGAGUGUGAAGACACUCAGAAGCAGUAGCUCAGAGUCUCUUGUAAAAUCUGGUUUCAGUAAUCCAGUGACAGCCCUGUACAUUCAGUGUUAUUAUCCCCAUUUUGUAGAUGGUGGGCUGAGAGAAGAUUUAGGCAGGAGGAUGUAUGCCUGUGGAUAUUUUUUUAAAAUCCCAGGAGGCGCUUAAAGAUUUAUUGUGAGAGGCAGUAAGUCCUGACACAUUUCAGACCCUUGGGGCAAAAGAGAUUACAGAAAAUUUAACUGAUCUUUUCUUUUAAAAAAAACCAACAACAACAAUAAAAAACCUUCAUUCUGCUAUAACUCAUUUUCCCUCAGAGAUGGGUCUAUUACACUCUGAAAUACAAAAGACUUACUGGUUGCCAACCAGAGUUUAGCGUGGCAAGUUGCAGUGAGCUUUCAGUAUGUGCACUCCCCUUCUCUCCUCUAGCAUAGCCAGGAGGAGGGAAUUGGAAGCUUUAGCUUCUGUUUUCAGUUAGCCAAAGUUUUAGUGUGUCAUCUAAACCCCAUGGUUAACUAUGGUUUGUUGAAACAAGUCAGCUUCAUAAACUAUGGUUUGAAAUUGGGUUUCAAACAAAGCAUAUUUAAAAUUAAGCACACUUUGCUAGAUUCAGAUGUCAUAGCAAGCUGAAGUUAAUUUAAUCAAGAAUUGAAAGCUUCUUGAUGGCCUCUUGUGACUGUGCCAGAGGAGGAAGAGAGGGGUGCACAAGAAGGAAGCUAGCCUUGUUCCCACAAUGCUAAACUGUAUUUUUUGACAUCAGAACCAGGCCUGCUCCUGCCGUGCUACCGAAAAACAAGACACCAUAUGCCUUUGGUGUUAUGUCAUGGUUUGCCUCCCUCAAACAAACCACGAACCAAGAAGAAACCUUGGUUAGAGUUCAUGGUUUAUUUGGAGUGAGGCAAAUCACAAGCCUGGAUUUGGAUGUAACAUUGGCUUAGCUCUCAGCAGCAUUGCAGCAGGAGGAAAUGAAGUAGAUUUUCUCAUUGUGCCCCAGCGUGGUUGCUUGUUCAGUGAACCAGGCCGAGUGAAUUAAAGACUACUGAGCAGUCCCCACCACCACCACCAUGAAACAUAACCACCAGCUCCCCAGCUUUCUUUCUUUUUUUCAGGAAGAGUACAUCUCCAUCAUCUUGUAGAACCUGACACAUGAGGCAACAUGUACAGGCACUGUUCUUGUUUUCUGAGAAACUAUCCUGCUUCCCCUUUCGGUGUUUUUCUUUGCCCACCCCACUCCUAGAAACAUCCUGGCCUACUCCCAUUCAGCCAAGCCUGCACAGUGGUGUCCUGCUUCUUCAAAGCAUGGCUAAGGAGUAAUACAGGGAAAGAAAGGAACGGGAGAGAGGCCACCAAGGAUGAUUCCCUGCCCAAUCCUUACAGAGAUGAGGCUUCCCCUCAGCCCAAGGUCAUGACUUGUCAAGAAACCCUAAGAAUCCCAUAGAGGUUUCCUUGCCACUUGAGCACGAUAGUACUGCCCAUCUAAUGUCCCAUCUCCAGUUGUGGUCAUCUCUACCUCUGAGGAAGGAUUUGGAGGGGGGGCAAUAAAUAGUAGGAAACAUUCUUGCUCCACCCUGGGUAGGCUCCAGUGAAACUUCAGGUACAUAAUUUAGUAUCCCUGAAAUGUACUUAGCUCCGUUAAAAAAAAACUAAUAAAAAAAUCUUCAUUGCUGAAGGUCCCCUAGGGAUAUUCUUCCCAAAUAUGAAUUCUUCUGACCAUUAGAAUGCAUCCUGCAUUUUGUUGAAUGGGGAGCUUAUAUAAUAGUUUCUUCUUGUUCUCAGUAAUGUCCUGUACCCUAAAUUAGCAUGUCUCCCUCUACAUUAAUAGCUACCUCCCUCCAAUUAUUUUUAGAGAGCUGUAAUGUACCCUCUUAGCUUCCCUUUUUUUCUUUUCUUUUUUCGGCUGGGCUGAGGAGGCUCAGUCCUUUUAAGCCUUCUUUCAAGACCUGGCCUCUACUUAAAACCAUUGAUUUCUGUCCUGAGAAUGAUGGAUCCUUUCCACCCUCAGGUAUAUAAUAGCCUUUGAUGUUCCUUAUCCUCUCCAGAAGGAUAUCAGUAAGCCCAAAGUAAGUCUGAGGGCCAAACUGUGUGAUAGGUGGGAGAUUUGUGAUUGUUGAUCUUACAAGAUCUGUGCUUGCAUCUCUUUUUGGAAGGCCUUUGGCUGGCCUGAACACAAACAGAACUAUCUGUAAUAAUAUGGCAAUUCAUGUAGAUAUUUGCAAGAAGGUGACUGAAACAAAUCACCCUGUAUGGAGCUUAUUAGCAUUUGAGCACUGUCAGAUUUUAUGGGUUCAAAGUGCCCGGAGGGAGGUAGAAUAUUGCCCUCUUGUGGCAAAUGGUGAGUGGCGGCUCUUACAGAAGCGCAUGUGUACAAAUGUAUGGAGUUGGUCCCCAGCAGCUCACUAAAACCGCUUGUUUAUUUUGCUGUUCUUUCCACUUUCUCCUCCAGACAAACAUCGGCUCCAUCCUGGUCUCUGUGAAUCCCUACAAGCCCAUCGCUGGAUUGUAUGAUGCUGAUGCCAUUGACCUGUACCGCCAGCACUGUCUGGGUGAGCUGCCACCCCACAUCUUUGCCACAGCCAGCGAGUGCUACAGCUGCCUGUGGAGGCGCCAUGACAGCCAAUGCGUCCUCAUCAGGUGAGGGAGGCACUUUGGAUCAGGAGGGCAGAUGAAUCAAAGCAAACCCGCCCCCCCAAUAGCAUAUAGUUAAACAAUGGAGGAUGUAGUGAUGGCCGCCAUCUUUAAAAGGGAUUGGGCAAAUUCACAGAGGAUAAGGCUCUUAAGUGUUGUACCUCCAUUCUUGAAGGCCGUAUGCCUCUGAAUACCAGUUGUUGAACCAGGGUGGGCAGCUGGCCUGCUGCACCAGGGCUCUCCUUAUCUUUUUAUGCUCAUUGCAGCAAACAUCUCCCCAACCAUUAGUCGGGAUUUUGGGGGGAGUGCUGCACGUACAUUCUGGGGCCAUUCUUUCUGACUUGCCAUUGAGGCUGGCAUUCCCUUUGGUUGGUGCUGUCCUGAGCAGGUUGUUUUGGCUGUCCAUUUAACAGUGGUGAAAGUGGAGCUGGAAAGACAGAGAGCACCAAGUUGCUGCUGAAGUUCCUAUCAGCCAUGAGCCAGACCUCACUGGGCGGCCCUGCAUCAGAGAAGAGCACACAUGUGGAGGAGGCCAUCAUGGAGAGCAGGUACAAGCCCACACAGCACAGGGUUGGCGUGAGUGUGCGGUUUGGAGGUGUCUCCUCUCAGGGGAGCCAUGUCACGGACAAGGGGUAGGACUGGCACUGCAGCUUCCCAACUGUCUGCCUUCUAGUUAUGGCCCGCAAACUUCCUUUUUCAGCUAGGGGGCUGUAAUGCAUAGAGAGUGUCCAGCAAAAGUUCUUAUUCCUUGGAAUAUUUCUGCACUUGAUAUGGAGAAUCCAUCUGCCUGACUUUUUCUAGGUACCCUUCAAAGGUUAGCGGUCUGUGCUGUUUUGAACCAGGGGAGCAAAGCCUGCCAUGCUCAUUCCUGGUGGCUGUUUCCAUGUCCAUUUCCUCAGGUGUCCGACAUGUUUAAGUGGGACUGCUUGGUGCACUAAGAAAAGCAGGGUUGUGCAGCAUUAAUUGAAAACGUUCACAUAUAUUUGGUUGAUUCUGCUUCUGCUGGUCAAGGGGAAGGAGCAAGUUGCAGUAAACACAGACUUUGGAGAUAUCAAGUCUGUCAUUGCAGACAUGAGGGCUAGAAACUUGGAAGGUUUGUUUUUUGGAGGGAGUUGUUGUUUUUGUUAAGAGAGAGCUCAGUUCCUCAAAAUUUGAAAGGUUUCCACAGUAAACUUGUGCCUAGAGUUAAAGAAAGUGCAGCCUACCCUUAUUAUACACCCCAAACAUCACUACUAAUCUCCUUCCUUCCUUCCUUCCUUCCUAGCCCAGUACUGGAGGCUUUUGGAAAUGCCAAGACAGUCUACAACAACAAUUCUAGUCGCUUUGGCAAGUUCAUCCAGCUGCACUUUUCCCAGCAUGGGCAUAUCCAGGGUGGGAGAGUCACUGACUGUAUCCUUCUUUUUGGUGGUUUUAUCCUUGAUUACCUUAGCGCACACCCAAGGCCAAGCGGAGCUGGUGAGUUGGUUGUGUCUCCACUGCUGACUUAGCAGGGUAUAAUCAUGUCAGGCAAGGGGACCUUCCUCCCCAUUUUCCAGCUCACUUCCGAUUCUGUGUUGAGUUUUCCUUUGCAAAAGAGGGUAGCUCUCUAACCGUUUAGAAUCCAGGAGUGAAACAAUCCUGGCCUAUAUAAGUUGGGGACAGAGUUCUUUGCAGCCAGAUUCCUAUGUCGUUGAAAUAUUCUUUGGCAGACACUGGGAAGUCUUUCUAGGAGCCAUUGUACCAUUGCUUCCACCUUAACUCAUUGCUCAGAUUUAUUGGAGAAGGUGAGUAAAGUUUAUUUUGACCGUGUCCCCCUUCUUUGCCCCUUCACAAUGUCCAGAUGAUAUGGAGAUGCUAUGAUGACUACUCCUGGGUAGAGUACUGUUUCAACACCCCUAAAAGUUCUGCUCAGUAGAAACUCUGGUGUGUCCGCACUACAUUAAGCUAUAUUCCCUUUUUUUUUGUUUCAUUUCACUAUAAACCUUCACCAUCUCAGAAAGAACCAUGAGUUUCCCAUAAUACAUAUGCUUCCUCAUCCUUGAACAUCUAUGUUAUUAAAUGUCCUGUUUUGCGCAAUUGCAUCUGUGCAAUUGCACUAAUGGACCCACACACAAGACAGUACUGAAAAGGGAGGAGUGAGGCUGAUUUGCUUUGCUAGGGAAAAGGGAGUAGUCAGAUUCUGAGACUGUGAAGUAGGCAAAUGAGCAACGUGUCCCGGUGGGAAAGUGCAUGGAUGAAAUGGUGCUAAAUUAAUCAAAAAGAAAAAAGGGAGAGAGGCUGCAGUAGUAGUGAAGGAGCAGCCACAAGAAAAUGGCAGUGAAGGAAGACAGCACAAGACCUCAGUCCUCCCACUCAAGGAGGGAUAUAAUUUGGCGCAUGGAAAUGGAGAUUAACCAGUGACUGGUUAUGGGUUUUAGUGUGGACUUCCCUCAUUCUUGCAUAGACCCCAGGACCUAUUGCAUGUCAAACUAUGUGGCAAUGCACACCUACCUGAUUCUUCUCAUGCUGUUGAUGUAGCAGAAACAGGGCUUAGCACAGUGGCUUUCCUAUGUCGAGCACAUAUUUCAUUGCCAGGAGUUCUGCUAGUUUGUGUGUGCCUUUGGGGUCACACACCCUUCAUUCUUCUUUGUUUCAGAACAGAGUUGUUCACCAGAACCCGGAGGAACGUAAUUAUCAUAUCUUCUAUGCCUUGUUAGCGGGCGUCAGCGAAGAACACAGAGGUAAUGAGGAAUCACAAAGUUGCAUUCUCUCAUUCAAUGAGAAGAGCAAUCUCCUGCAGUCAGGCUGGGAUGGGGAACCUUUUUGGGCCAGAUCCUUAUUAGGGUUCCUGACAAGCCAAACUUGACAGGUGGGCAGGACCAUUCACCAGUCAAAAUCCUUUUGGCACUGAACUUCAGCCAAGGGAGGGAGGCUUGCAAAGGAUUGGAACUCUGUGCUCUUCUCCUGGGGGCAGUGGCAGCAGCCAAGCAAAGGACAAGAGCCUCUCCCCACCUCCCCCUUGUUGCCACCCUCCUGCUCAUGGGAGAAGCAGCCCCCAUAGUCUCGUUUCAGCUGAAACUGGACCAGGGGUUUCUCUUAAUGCGCUUCUCAAAAGUGCUGCUUCUCCUGUGAGCUGGUGCUUGGUGGCAGAGGGGAGGGGGGGUAGACUCUUCUCCCCCUCCUCUUGCUUCUGCUGCUAGCUGGAGAAUUACACGAGCUGCAAUUUUGAGAAGGCUUUAAUUUCCGCCCAUCAGCUGAUAAGUGGAGAUUAAAUCUUGCUGCCUUUUGCUGUGUGAUAGUGUUCCCUGCUGGAAACAGGACAUGUGGGCAGGCAGUGCAGGAUUAAACCUUGUCCUCCCGCUCAUCUGCUCAUGUCACCACUGAUGUCAGCUGAUGAAUGAGUGGGUGUGGUUUGGCCUUGCAGACCAAACUGAAGCCCCUGGAGGGCCAAGACUGCCCAUGUGGGCUGGAGUAUCCCCACUCUUGCAGUAGGCAGAGUGGCUCAGAGAGCAGGCUAAUACCCCAGGUUUCAGAGGAGGAACAGGCUCAGAAUCUUAAGGAUAAAAAUUUACACCAGGGUGGGAAACUUUUGUCAGGCUGCGGGCCACAUUCCUUUCCAGUCAAUGCUCUGAGGGCCACAUGCCAGUGGUGGGUGGAGCCAGAGGCGAAAGCAAGUCGAACAGCAGGUGUAAAUGAUACCUUUAUACAGCAGGCCAGUUUUCACACAAAGACCCUUCUGUCUUCCAUCCAGGCAAGUGAGAGGCGCUGUCAGCACUCAUUCUAGACAGAAACACUUGAGGGAUCAGUGAGGUGCGGAGUAUGGUCUGGGGAGAGUGCCAAAGAGUAGACAGAGAGGCCUAGAGGGCUGGAUUUGGCCCCUGACACACCCUUGCUCUGUACAAAUUAAUGGUGGAGUCCUGAACUCAGAAUUCUAGUUUGUGAAUGGCAUUUCUCCUACAACUUCAAGAAGGGAUAUCAUAUCGCAAGUCCACUCUUGAGACAGUGUAUUUAAAUGAUGCCUUGUAAAUCCUGUUUAAGGCCUACUCGUCCCUCUUGUAGGAGACGAGUGCAGAAGGGAGCAGGGAGACACCUGCGUUACCCACAGAAUCAAUAGCCCAGUUUCUGUACUUAACCAUGUCCUUGGACAGUUAACAGAGGCAUGAUUUUCUCGAGGGCUGGUCAGAGCAUUGCUCUCUUCUUUCCACCAGCCCUUUCUAAAUCUCCCAGCCCAUCACGCCUUUUGCAGCUCCCUGUGCCUUGCCGCUGAUCAGAUUCAACUUCCCCUCCCUCCUGCCACAGGAAGACUUGCACAUUUCCCCCAGAACCCCCUUCUUCCUUUGAGGGAUUGUCCGUGACCUAAAUCAGUUGAAUUAGCAAUGGCUAGUUUUCCAUGUUACAUACCACCACGUUAACCGUAGCCACAAACUCAAAGCUGGGGGUGGGGGUGGGGAACCUUACACUAGAAGCAAGAAAACUUUGGUUGAAUUGUUUGAGGAAAAUGCCUCAGGGGUUUGUGUCCCAGAAAUCCCACGAUGAAUGUGGGGCACUACAAAAAGCAAGGCUGAAAUUGGAAUUAGCCAUGAAAAAUUUGCAUUGGAGACGCAUCUCAGACUUCCUCGGGCCAUUCUCUGCUUGGGUUGUUUUGGAGGGAGUAGCCUUUAUUUCUGAUGCAGUUGGCCUAGUUUGAGAGGGAAAGGGUGUAGCUUCUGAUACAGAGACAAAGCUUUGGUACCCACUUAAAUAAUACUUUUAUCAGGACCCUAGUGAGCCUGGGAAUGGAGCUGGAAACCCCUGACCUCAGAUUCCAGUGAGUGGAAUUUGUGGUAUUUCCUCUGUGGUCUGUCUGCAACUGGGCCAAACUCUGCUUCCUAAAAAAAGUUCAACAACUUUCGGGGUGUCCUGGUUUUUACUUUUUGAAAUAUGGCAACCCUAGAUCACAGAUUGGCAGAGAGGGAAUUUGCAGUGGCAUCCAGGAAUGCCCCUAGCAGAGUAAUAUGGUAUCUUCACACACUUUAGCAGUCCCUGGGCUGGAGAAGGGGGAAUUUCUGCUGGCAACCACAGGAAGGUAUAUCUAUUUGGCAGAAUUGCUGCUGUACUUACUGAUACACCGAUAACUGGGUUUAGAAGUCUUCUGCAAUUAGAUGCCUGGGAACUGGUUGUUUAGUUCCCAGUAUUUUGAGCAUUGGGGCAAACUAGACAUUACAAGUUACUUCCUAGCAAGUUUAUUUGAAAAGAAAAGAAGAGUAAAACAGCAUUGGGUGUCUCUAAUUUUGAGCAGAGGAGCAGCAAAAGGAGGGUAUACUUAAACCGCUUAACCCACUUCCUUUUUUCCAACUCUAAACCACCCAUCCAGGCUGCUUUCACCACAGGUUGGCCACUGUGGGAAGCAGAAUGCUGGACUAGAUAGGCCUUUAAACUGACCCAGCAGGAUCCUUCUUAUGUUUUUACCUCAUGGAUUAAGUACCCCUCUCACUUGCCAUUCAAAACUGCAAGUUGCCAGGGCUGCUUACAAUUUAAAAAUGGCUUAUUUCUGCUGUGGACAAGACAGUUACAGGCUAGUGUUGGCUCCCCACAACUUAUUCCACAAUAUAUUGUCCUUGAGUUGUUGUUGUUUUGGGGGGAGACUGCCAUGCUGUGGUUUGGUCCUAUGAUGUUGAACUGGGAGUGCUGUAUAGACAACCCCAGAGAAAGGAGCAAGUGGAAGAAGAGUUGGUUGCUUUCUGGAUGUCCCUGGCUCAUCUCUCCCUGUUUGUUUGCCUCUUCUCUCCCCCCACCCUCCUACCCCGACCUCCAAUAUGUUUGCUUCUCCUUUGGGGAGCUGCCUUCCUACAGAAGCCCUGGUCCUGCUGGAGCCCAAGAGCUAUCGUUACUUAAACCAGUCUGGCUGUGUAACCAAUGAGAACCUGGACGACAAAGAGAUGUUCAGCAAGGUCAUGGUGAGUCUUCCUUUUGACUCCAGGCAAGACUUUAGGCUAGGUGUGGGUAAGCUGUGGCCCUCCAGAUGUUGCAGAACUACAACUCCCAUCAGCCCUAGCAAGCAUGGCCAAUGGCCAGGGAUGAUGCAUGUUGUAGUUCAGCAACAACUGGGGGAUACAAAGGUUUCGCACACCUGCAUUAGGCAAUGCUGUGAGGGCAGGGGGCUCUCUCUCUCUCUCUCUCUCUCUCUCUCUGCAUGUGUGUUUAAAGGGAAAGGUGUACCUGUUCCUUCGAUGAAGACUAAAUUGCAAAAUAACUGAAUGCAAGAGGAUCAUUUUUCACUCUUGAUGGCUGUCUGUACGUGGUGCCUGCUAAUUGGGUGCUUUGUUUGAUAGCAAUUUAGAGAGGCUGCUUAGACUAAAGUAAUGGUAGCUUGACGACACUUCUCAUUGUCUGCCCACUAGCGUAUUUCCCCCAUUGUUUCUUGCAGUUCUGCACUACUACAUUUGUUCCCAUGACUUAAAAAAGGAGCUGGGGGAAGGAUUUAGCCUGCAAAAAUAUGGGCACUGAUUUGUAAUGUAGAAGGAGGGAAAAGAUGUGAGGGUGCUAUAGGAAUCAUAUUUAUUAUUUAUAAAGCACUUUUGAAGCAGAGUCCUGUAUAGGAGAUAAAAUUGAAAGGUAGACUGUAGAAUAAGGGCAAGGAAAGGGCAUGCUAGGAAGAGAGCAGAAGAGGAUUCACUUAAGAAAAAGCCUGGAAGUACAAGAGGGUCUUCUUGUAGCUCAGGGAUAGAGAUCCUGUGGCCCUCCAGAUUUUUCUGGACAGUGUCAGCCAAUGCGGAUACUGCUGAGGGAUCAUGGGAGCUGUAGUCCAGCAACAGCUGGAAGGUCACAGGAUCUCUGCUCCUGUUGUGGAUCCUCUUGCAUAUUGGGUCUGACUGCCACCAGGAUAUAAGGUGCAAGGCUAACUGAAACCAGGCUCAACUUAUUACCCAGAGCAUUAUUGGCUCUGUGUUCAUAGUGGCAAAAAUCACAGCUGCAAUAUGGAAUCAAGGAAACAGGUGAGUCUAUGGAACAGUCUCUCCAAAGGACUGAAAUAGGAUGAUCACAGUAGGUUUACUCAGAAGUAAGUUUCAUGGACCUCAGUACAGCUGCUUCAUAGUGAGUGUGUUCAGGAUGCUAGCCUUAGAAAGCAAAAUCUCACAGAGGGAUGUGUAAACUGGUUUCUGUGCGCUGAUGUGUAAGGAUUGCUUUAUAGCAAGUCUAAGAUUGGCCCGAUGGUGGUGGGUGACAGUGGAGUUAACCUAACUCCAAUGUGUUUUGAGCAGACUGCCCUCGAAGUGAUGGGAUUCGGUUCUGAAGAGAUCAGAGACAUUUUCAAACUCCUGUCUGGCAUACUGCAACUUGGAAACAUUGAAUUUAUGACGGCCGGAGGAGCUCAGAUUACAACAAAAACUGGUAAGCGGCACCCUUCUGUGAAGGGCGUCCCCACCUGGAAUCUGCUUCUCCUCCCUCAUCGUUUUGGUGACCAUGCUGAUCCGCUGGGCAGGCUUUACUGCCUUUCUGCUACUGUUCACAGGACAAAAUGGACGCCCAGGAACUGUAGGAGUUGGGGGACAAUUCCAAGUCUAGUUCUUCCCAAUAUGAGACACUGUUAAAUUCACAGUACAUUUUUAACCCCCCAAUUCAAGUUAGGUUUUGAGUGUGCGAAUGGGCUCAAACAUGCACACACCAUGUUGUGAAACUAUGGUUUCGUGCUUAAAAAUCCUCUACCCUAGUUGUCAUGCUGGCUUGCCAGAGAGAGCUUUGACACGUUUUGAAAUGUCACAGUUGCUGUGUUUCUGUUAUUUCCCCGCCUUCCCCCUGGGCCUAUCAGUGGAGUCUUGGGGGAUCAAGAGUUGCCAGCAAGGUCUCUCCAAACGUCUAUCCCGCCUCUUGAUUGUAUUGGCUUCCUGUCCCUUUUUGAGGAGAGGCCCCCUAUCUCAGCAAUCACUUCCACAUAAUAAGAACACAUUAUCGCAAGCAUUACUGCCAUCUCUCUUUUAUCAUCCUCUCUCCUAGUGCUGAAUAAUGUCAGCGAGCUGCUUGGCUUGGAUGCCUUCCAGUUGUCUGAGGUGCUCACCCAGAGAUCCAUGUUCCUACGGGGAGAGGAGAUCAGCUCUCCCCUCACUGUGGAGCAGGUGAGUGAGUAGCCAACGGCUUUGCACUAAGCAUGGUGGUGGCGCCUGGCUAUGAAGGGCACUUGCCUCUAGGUGGCAGCACUCACAUAGUUGUCAAGGGGAAAUGGCGCUUGAGGGAUGCCUCGGAUUUGAACAUGACAUACUCCCCCCGCCCCCCCGCCCCAACCCUUGAGGAGGGCUUCCCAGAAUGUGCACUGUGGCUCAGGAAUUUGAGUAAGCUGGGAUGUAGGGAAGCCAUUUGCAAGGCAGGAAGAGAGGGUGAAUCAGCCGUGUUAACAACUUUACCGCUGUAGAGCUGGGUUGGGGAAUCUUUUUCAGCUGCCUUCUGAGGGCCACACGCUGGUGCCAAUGGGACCAAAAGUAAAUGGGGACAGAGCGAUGAAUGUGACUCUUCUACAGUAGGGUAACUUCUGCAUGGAGCCUCAAACGUCUCUGUAUCUUCCACCCAGAUGAGCAAGAGGCAUUCUCAGAGUUCAGGGACACAUUCCAGCCAGGCAAAACUCUCAAGGAGGGUGCAGAGCAGUGGCCAGUAAGGUGUGUGGUCUAGGUAGAAACCUGUGGGUUAGAGGGCUGCAUUUGGCCCCCAGGCCUGAGUCUCCCCCCCCCCCCCCGAUAUCUCUGCUGCAGAUGCUGCAUAAUGUGAGCUGGGUGUUUCUGGAGAAGCAACAAGCAAAUAAAUGGAUUCUCUUGUAGAUAAGUGCAGCAAGCACUCUGCAGAGGAUAUAGCCCUGUUGCAUCAGGCCAAAGGCCCACUCAGUCCAGCACUCUCUUCCCACAGUGGCAAAUCAGAUGCCUAUUGGAAACCCGCAAGCAGAACAUGAGGGCACUGUGGCACACUCCUCAAUAGCCCUUCCUCACUAGUUAGACUUCCUGCUGCCAAAUGCCCACUUUCCCCAUCCCAGCCUUCCAGGAAUGCCAGCCAACUAUUGCCAGAUGCAUGAGAGAAUGUGAUGCCAGUCAGUUUGCAGCGUACGCAGAGCUAAUUAUAAUGCCAAGCACUGGCAUUUUCCAGUGUGUUAGACAGAAGGAGCUGAGGCCAGUCAAUGGGGCCUUUGACAGAACGCACGUGUCUGUGUGCCGCCCACCCCUGCUUUUGUCCUAGUCCCGGGUGUGUUGAGUCAAGUGCCCGUUCCUGGAAGAUGUUGCAGAGAUGUUGAAUUACCAGGCAGUCUGGCCACUUGAGUUCUGCUCCUCCCUGUCUGUGCUUCGCUAAGCGCAGUUGGUUCCGGCCCAAACUAUACAAUGCAGGGAAUGUGUAGCUGUUGCCCAGCUGCAUCUUUCCACCAUGUCUUUUCGGCCCUGUUUAGUUAAAGACCAUUUGAGAGGGCGUCACUUUGCCCAGAGUUUCCUUCCCCCUGCAAGCAGCAACUAGUGAUGCAGAGCAGGGGCAGGGAAAGUCUCAAUGUGCUGGCAUCAUGCAUCUUCCUUGACUAAAUAUUACCGAGGAGAUGCAAGGAGGCAGCCACCAAGUAUUCCUUGUAACGUGUGGUUUAGGCCUCAGGCUUCCUAAAGGACAGUGGUGGUCACUGAGCCAAAGGAGAGACCUUGUGGCUCUCCUGCCUUCUGAUCUGUGGUUUCCUGUGAGCUGCGCUGUCUUAGCAUAUGCGCCGCCAGGGUGCAAAGAUCCACCCCCAAAUUUAGUUUAGCCCCCAAAUUAACUUUUAUUAUGCUUAUGUCAGAAACCACACUUAUGCCUUAUCUCUUGUUUACGAAAGGGAGGAAAAAGAAACAAACUUUUUUAUUUGCUCAUUUAUUUACAAUACAUUUAUACGUAAGUAUACAACACACCACACUUAAACUUAUAAGCAUUAUUUAGGCACCUACUUAGGAGGAACAUCAGUCGUGUCAAAGGUGCCGCUGACCCCACUGCUGCAUAGUAGCUCAAUACAAUACGUAACAUAAUAUUUUGAUGUAAGAGUUAAUUUCGCAUGCACGGCACUGUUGUGAAUUACAAGUGCUGUCGUUGAGUCUGACAAGCGCCGCUGGUGCGGUGCGUCUUUGGUAAAUGAGCGCACAAAGUCAAAAGUCCUUUAGUGAAACAGUAGGUAUACGUUUCGGUAAUACCUAGGUAUAUGUGUAUUUUGUUUUUCUAGCUUGAUCAGAAUUCUUUAUUAUUUCAUAACAGGUAGAUAGUUAAGAGCUUCAGCGGCUUCAGCAGUGGGUGCUGGGUGUACCCCCAAAUUCAGCACCCAGGUGCCCCCCACCCCUUGCAUCCCUUGGUAAAGACGGCCCUGCCUGUGAGAAGUGAAAACACUUGGUAGUGUGAGGCAGCUGAUGGAGGAAAGCAAAGGGGCUUCUUUAGGCCCCCUCCUAGAGGAGGAAGCUUGGACUGACAAGGGCCUAAUUCUCACAAACAGUAACCAAGGCAAUGAAACUACAUGUCUCCACUGGACCGUUUCAGAUUCCUCUUCAUGGAAGGCUUGCAUGCCGUGUAAAAGACUAGGCUAGACCCUUUUCUUCAAAACAUGCCUCUGUAUAUAGUAUGUAAGUCCCCCACUUGCAGUCCAGACCCAGGUUUAUACCUCAUUUUCUCAUGGUGAGAGCAAGGCCUAGUUUGGCACAGAUGGAGUUGGGAGGCAUGCUUGAUAGCAGUCAUCCCAUCCUUGGCAAUUCAGGCACCUGAGUUUCAGCUGCAGUUUCUCUGCUGUUCUAUACUUAAAAUUAGUUUCCCAGGGAUAAUGUUCAUUUGCCAGGCCUUUGCUGCCUCGAUCUCCCCAUAGUUUGCUGUGUUGCUCUCCAGCAUAGAGUGAUGUUUGGUGUCUCUCUCCCCCCCCCUUCAUUGCUUACUGACAAGCAUUGUCUUCCUCCCUGUUUGCCCCUAGGCUGCUGACUCUAGAGACUCCCUCGCCAUGGCCCUUUAUUCACAGUGCUUCUCAUGGAUCAUUGGCAAGAUUAACUCAAAGAUAAAAGGGAAGGAAAACUUUAAGUCUGUUGGAAUCCUGGAUAUCUUCGGGUUUGAGAAUUUCCAGGUUAGAAAUUAAACUAUUGGGGAUUGUUGUGUGGACCAAAGGAAGUUCCAGUGCAUGCAGAAAACAAGCUGAGCUGAUUGCCUGAAGGCAAGGCAGAGGCCUUCCAGGGUAAUUUCAGUACAUUGGGAAAUAAAUUGCUUGGCACUAAGCCAGUUGGGCAGGGGAUGGUAUGGUCAUUGCCCCUUGAACCUCAUUCUUGAAAUUGGAAACAAAGGCAGCUGCCAUACACCAAGUCAAAGUCACACACAAAAUUUGCUUGUAUAUCACUACACCCUGUAUAUUGUUUGUUGAAAUGCACCAAGUCAGGCAUCUACUUCAGUAUUGUCUACACAGACUGGCAGUGACUUUCCAGGGCUCCAGACAGAGGGCAUUCCCAGUCAUACCUGGAGAACCCAGGGAUGAACCCCCCUGGGACCUUCUGCAUGCAAAGCAUAUGCUCUACCACUGAGCUACAGCCCUUCCCCAAACUCUGACAAUGUCCUGUGAAAAUUACUUUGGUAAGGCAUUUAGUCAGACUCUCUUGGCACGUAUGUUACAUGGGCAUGCACUCCCUUGUGUUUCCCCCUCUUUCAUUAUUACAUUUAUAUCCCACCUUUUCUCCAAAGAGCUUAAGGUGGCACUGCAUAUUAUUAUUAUUAUUAUUAUUAUUAUUCCCGGCUUCCUUCCCUGAUGGGUCUCAACCAUGCAACAACUUAUCCAUGCCACAACUCUGUGAGGUAGAUUAGGUUGAGAGACUGCGGCUGACCCAAGGUCACCCAGUGAGCUUCAUUCACUGAUCCUUUUCUUUAUGUGCCCUGUUUUCACCUUGAAUGGGCAGUCUUGUCAUUUGCAGUCUCUGUGGUUUCUGUGCCACUGCAUGCCCAGACUGGCAGCAACCGGCAGGAGAGGCAAUAACAAGCUGACCCUCGGCACUUCCGCUGACCCUCCCCUGCUUCCCGCAUGCACUUCCUCUUCCUUGCAGCCCUCAAGGGAAAAAAGAUUUCCCCCCCAGACCAAGAACAUGGGUGCUAAUAUUGGUUUCUCUUGUCACACGCACAGGUGAAUCGUUUUGAGCAGUUUAACAUUAACUAUGCAAAUGAGAAGCUCCAGGAGUACUUCAACAAGCACAUAUUCUCCCUGGAGCAGCUUGAGUACAACAGGUAGUUAAAAGUGGCCUUUUCAGGAGGCAGUGGCUAUUGCUUAUUGGUAGUGGCCUCUGGCAACCAAGAGAGCCCACUGCUCUCAGAUGGAGGAGGAAAAACUGCUAGCAGAAAAGCCGCUUUGGAUUUCAUCACUGACAAUCCAUGUGGGGGUCAAGGAAAUCCUUGGAAAGCUUGAUAAAAGCAAGAGUCGCUCACUACUUUGCUGCCUGGGAGCAGUUUUACCUUCCUCUCUGCUUUUCCCCUCCCAGGGAUGAUAUUCUCCUUUUCGUGUACUUCUGUCCAAAGCGUCUUGCUGUUUCUUAACCCCUGCUCUCUGCAAAUAUGAGUGCCUGACUUAUGUUUCCCCCUCUCUUUUUGGCAGAGAGGGGAUAAGCUGGGAAGCCAUUGAUUGGAUGGACAAUGCAGAAUGCCUGGAUCUUGUUGAGAAGGUAGGCCUCUCUCCUGUGUGAUGGGUUAGCAUGCAGUCAAGCGUAUGCUUCCUCUGUAGACUGGGCUUUUCUCUCUGACCUUGAUCCCAAGUAGCAAGCCUUGUUUCUGUGCCUUAGUUUAUAGCUGGUAUUUUGCCUCUCUCCACCUUGGCUUCUGUUACUUUUAUGGAAAUGGUCAGGCUUCAUUCAGAAGUUAGAAGAGUUCAUUGUGAAGAAAAAGAAGAAGAGUGUAAGGAAAAAGAAGGGGGGAGGUAUGAGUGGAAAUCGUGGCUAGCUCAAGGUGGGUGGGUUUGCUGUCCUUACAUACAAUUUUUACACCUCCUCCAACCUUACUUUAGGCUGAGCAACAUAACAUUACAUUAAAUGAUCACUAGUUACCUGGGCUAUUAGUUCCUCAUUUUCAUUUUUAACAUCAUUCUUUGCUCAUCCCCCUUUACAACUGCAUAUCUACAACUGUUUUUUAAAAUGCCCUGCCCUCCGCACCCCCAAAUCCCAGUUAGAUGUCUUGCUUCCCUCUCCACCUUACAUCCUACCUUGUCACCUGCAGCCAUAGUCUGUUGGCUGACUGCAAGUCUCUCUCUUCUUUGGCUACAGAAACUUGGUUUACUGGCCUUGGUUAAUGAAGAGAGUAGAUUCCCCAAAGGCACAGACAGUACCCUUUUGGAGAAGCUGCACAACCAGCAUGGGGUAAGUGAAGAUGCAUAUAUACACAACACUUGCAUGCAUUUAUCUAUGCAUUUCUAAAAUGUAUAUCAUAGGCUAAUAAUAAUAAUAAUAAUAAUAAUAUAGAAACCAAUGUAAAAUUUUACAAUCCCAAUACAGUAAGCCUGCUUUUAACUUGUGUAUAUUCAGAAUAAUAAUAAUAAUAAUAAUAAUGAUAAUGGGGCCAAAAGCAGGCAGGCACCUGGGGAAAAAGACUUUGGCAAUCCUUCCCACCACUGAACCCAAUCUGUUUUGACUAUGUGCAAUCUCCAGAAAGUAACCCCUGCAUAAAUUGCAGGAUUCCUGUAUUAACAAACCAGAAAUUGGAAGGCAAACUAAAUAAAGCCAACAUCAGUUGCCUCCCAGCAACCAAAACACCUUUGUGGAUAAAAUGAUUUUUAAGCACCCUUCUAAGAAUCAGGAGCGAGUAGGCAGACCUUCUUAGACAAGGAGUUUGAAAGAUAAGAUACCAUUGCAGAGACAGUCCCAAAUCUCUUAGCCCCCAAAAAGGGGGUAGGGAGUGGGAACAAAACGGAACCUUACCUGAUGACCACAAAGCAGAAAAGGGGAACAUUUAGGGAGGAGGCAUUCCUUCAAGGACCUGAAACACAGACCACUUAAGGAUUUAAAAGUCAAAACCAGGACUUUGAACUGGACCUGGAAACAAAUGAAUUGGCAUCUAUUCUAAAUAAUUGCAGUGGUAUUUGAUCUGCUUGGUUGGCACUACUUGGCAGCCUACCCUCUGCAUUCUGGACCAGCUGCAGCUUCCAGACAGUAUUGAGGGGCAGCCCUGUGUAGAAUGUGUAUAUUGCAGUGGGUGGUGGUAUAUAGUUUUGAUUCAUAUAUCUGACACACCAAAGGGAUAGGAGGAGCAAGGUUAAAGAGAAGAGAAACCUGUAUGGAACCAUAGUUUGAUGCCCCUCAGGAAUUUGUUCCAUGCUCUUUUCUCCCUGCCCCACCACCCCACAUUAACACACAGGAUGUGUUCCCACAAACUACACUUUACAUAAUCUUGAUAUUUUAAAUUUCCUCUCAUCCAUGAACAAAGUAGGUGGUGCUCUGUUCGUUGUAUGAAAUGGGAACUACUUCCACUGUGGAUUUUUAAAAGAAGGCCACAAAGUGAGCAAGAGGAACACAGUCCACAAAGAACCAGUUAUCAACACUUCAUCUAUUGGAACCUCUUUGGCUGAGCCUCUGCUUCAGCCUUGGAAGGCUCCCUUGGUGUCUUCUGAUAGAAAAGGCAAUCAAACUGUGAGGCCAAAUUAACCCUCUUCAAAGCAAAGCAAACAGGAUUGCAUAAUGUGUCUCUUAAGCAGAUGACCCUAAGUCUCUUACCAAAUGAAUAGCUGCUAAGAUUCAGCGGGUGGAGGUUUAAAAUUAGGUUAACAAUUCAGGGUAGAAUAGCUUUCCUUGUUCAGUUUACUGGAUAAUGGCUAAAAGCUAACAGACAAUCAGUACUCUGUGAAGAACAUUGUAUUUUAGCAGUUCUGGGAAUUCCAGUAGGCAGACUGAUCCUAGUGGCUUGUGACAUAGCUGGGAUGCUUCAAUCUGAGGCAGGGAAUCUUCCAGAAGGAUAAUUUCUGGCUCAUCAGAAUAUCUGAGUUGUAGCACUGACAGAGAUGUUUGCCAGGAUAGUUUUUGGCUCCACCAAAAUACUCUUAACUGACUGUUGUGGUUACUGUGCGGCCAUUUUGGGACCGACAGCUUAUGAAGUGCAGUAGUACUGCACCAGAGUGCGGUCCUGGCCCUCACUGUUUGGCUUGGUUAUGCGCAAAAAAUUACUACCACUCAUGAUAUUAAAAAACAGCUGCUGAUGUGUUGCUUCAGGUAGUAUAAACAGUGCUUCGCUCACUUCCGUUUCAGAACAACCAGUACUAUAUGAAGCCUCGAGUAACAGAUUUUCAGUUUGGAAUCCAGCACUAUGCCGGAGAGGUAAGUGCAUUUUAGCCUGAUAGCUGAGCAGCUGGCUGAGUUUGGGGCCUACAAGCCAGUGAGCAGUUAGGCCACAGCUGGAGGCUGACAAAAAAGGCCUAAAGUGCAGAAUUUUAUUCCUGGAAUGGGCAUGGGAUUGAGCAACAGCCUCUUCCAAGUUUUAAAACUCUUUUAAGUUGCCACUUUGAGGUUUAGGCCUAUCAAAUAUUAUUUUGUUGAACCCCCACAGAUGAUAGACUUGUUUGGGACCAGAACACACAUUACAGUUGCUGUGGUUUAGAACAGCCUAUCAGUCUUGGCCUACCGGAGUUUCAAAUCUGGUCUGCGAGGCCAUUUCCCCUCAAAUCACGCCCCCAACCACCAGAUGAUAACACUGCUGAAACCAGCUGAUGGGCAGGAGGGCAGGGUUUAAUCCUGCAUUAACUGCAUGCCCUGUUCCCAGGAGGGAACAGGAUGGCGCGGCCAAGGCAGCAGGAAUUAAUCCCUGCUCUGGCUACUGGGUUGCUGUUGAAGGGAGGUUGAAUUAAACUCUCUUGUUGAGAGGCAGUGGGCUGCAGAAUUUAUUUAUCUUUGACACUUUUAUCUACCCUUCUUCCAAGAAGCUCAUGGUGACAUGUCUGACCCCCCUUCCUUUGCAUUAUCAUAACAGCCCUUUGAGGUAGUCUAGGCUGAAAGGUAUUGAUUGGUCCAAGAUCACCUGGUGAGAUUAAUGGCUGAGAGGGGAUGUUUGGACUUGUCUUCCUAGAUGUUGUCCAAGACUCUGGUGGCUGCUACAGUACAUUGUUCCUGUAACAUAGCAGAACAGGGCUCUAUAUAUCGCCUCUGGGCUAGUUCCCCCUGCUCUUAAUCAAUAAAGGGCUUGAGAGAUGCAGAAGGUAUUUGGCAGCUUUGGGUGUGUGAAUUCAAGAGUUUUUCCUCCUCGUUCAAUGCAUCUGUGUUGUGCAUUAUCAUGAUGGCACAUUUUAAUGCUUGUGUUGCAACCUGUCACCUGCAGGUCCUCUAUGAUGUGAGGGGCUUUCUGGAGAAAAACAGAGACACCUUUAGAGAUGAUAUUUUAAACAUGCUGAAAGACAGCAGGUAAGCAACUGUAUUCGAACGAAGCCCAAACUAGUUGGGAGCUACAGGUGGGCAUGGAGCAGAGUUGCAGAGCGUACAUAACAUCUGAACACUUUGAUUGGGGGCAGGGAAGCUGUUUCUUGGACACUCAGUACUGUAGACAGAAGGAUGGGGAACUGGUAUGGAAUCCUAGCACAUGCUUUGGACCAUUUUGUAAGCCCCCAGAGGCAAUUCAUGGCUGUUGGAGCUUUAGCUGCCAAUCAGCUCUUUGCCACAGGACUUCAGGUACCCAAACUUUCCAUAAGAUCCAGCAUAAUGUAGCACUUUCCAAGAUUGCUCUGGACUACUCUAGUUCAUCAAAAGGAAGAAUGAGUGCAGCAUGCAGUUUCAGAAAGAGAUAGGCAGCACCAGCCUGUGCGUUUCUGCCUUUGGAAUUUGUCAGUACAGCAUGAUUGCAUCUUGCGUGCAGCUAACUUGCGUGAUUUCAGCUUUACAUGGUUGAAAGCCAGCCAGUUGAAAUCUCACAAGCUAAUUGCACAUAAGGCAGAGAGCUCAAAAGCUCCUUUUGUGAUGGGUUUUUCUGGCAUGGAAAGAGCUUUUAAGUUCUCAGAAUUGCUUACCGGACUCUGGGAUGUUCUUUCACUUGGGCAGCCCUGCAAGAUCUUGCGAGAGCAUCCCAGUCUGAGAACUUAAAAGCUCUCUGCCUUGCUUGGAAUGUAAAGAUGGUCAUGUGGGCCCAGUUCCAAGGUGGUGAUCUGGGUAUAUGUGAUUUUGCGUAUAUGCAGCACCCCCAGAAUAUAACCCCCAUGCAAGAUGUGAUCAAAUACAUGUUUUCUCAUGUAUUUCAUGCUCCUCUUUGUCUGCAGGCUGGAUUUCAUCUAUGAUCUCUUUGAAAGAGUUGCUGGCUGCAGCAGUGAAGACACACUGAAGAUGGGAACUCAGAGGCGCAGGCCGACUGUCAGCUCACAGUUCAGGGUAGGAGCAGCAAGCCCAAUGAAAGGUCAGGCAGACAUUCAGACAUAACAGCAGAAGCCCCAAUAGGGUUUUUCUUGCCUGGGAUGAGCUCAGCUUCCACACUGAAUUGUGCUACGAACAGGACAGACAUGCAUGCCACCACUGAAGUGUUGUUUAGACCUUAGGCUUGCUACUCUCUAUGCUUCACACAGACUCUCUGCCUUUUCUUUAAUUUUUAAAGUGCCUUGUGUACAUUUAUUCAUCAAAACAUGCGUUUCCCCCAGUCUCUUUUUCUUUUUCAAAAAGUCAUUAGUUGGGGUUUUUUUAAGGUUAUAAGACAGCUCCAGGGAUUGCAGGGAGCAUUAACCAGUCAGUGCUGUGCAUUGCCACCAGCCACUGUAAACUAGCAAAACUGUGUUCCACUAAGCCCAACCUGGUCAGAAAGUUGCGUGUGUGAUGAGAAUGUGGUGAUUGUUUGCCUUCACCACAGAUUCUGUGCGCAUGUACACAACCUUUAAGAAAUGUUGGGCCGCACGAAAUCCACUGUUCAGAGGUUCCUGUUUCCCCAUCCUAUCCACAAAGUUUUUGUAUGACUGGCUGGUGGUGGGGUGGGGGCAAGAGAGAGGUCAGAAUCUUAAUUUUCCAAAAAAGUGACUCCUUUUCAGUGUUCUUUUCUUCUUCUUUUUAGGACUCCCUACACUCUUUGAUGGCCACACUCAGCACUUGCAACCCACUAUUCAUUCGCUGCAUUAAGCCCAACCAGGAAAAGGUGACUUUCUAGAACUGCAACAGACAGUUGGGCAAGGUGGAUGGAGAGCCACCAGACCUUAAAUGAUAUCUAGGCUAGACUAGAAAGUGGUGUUGGUGUUUCGGGGACUUUCUACCCUUUUCUUCAAAAGAUGGUGAGCUUAUAGCCCACCAAAGCCGCAGGCAGAAAAAUAAAUAGGGCCUAUUUAGGGGUAAUAGGGGAAUGUUUUGUGACUCUGGUCUGGCCACUUACAGGGUCCUCUCGUCUUUUGACCAGAGCUAGCACAGAAAGGAGUGGAACAAAGCAUGCUGAUGUCUGAGCCAGGACUGGAUCUCUUUCAGUGGAUUCUUAAUGCAAGGGGUGGUGCUGUUUGUGCCAUAUAAGUCCACGGAGUGCCUUUCCUCUUAACACAGGGUUCCCUACCCCUUCCCUAACACAUUUGAAGAUGCAUCCUACAUAGCAACAAUUCUCUCAAUCCUAGAGAAUUUUUUUUAUCUACUUGAUCUGUAUGUGUGUGUAUUCACAAGUGUCUGCACACUCAAGUAAGUGGGGCUCGUUAUACGAGAUUCUGAGGUUGUCCGUCACAGUGCUCAUGCCAAUAUAAUACUUUUUAUACAAGGAAAUCAUUUCUUUCUUGUCUCCUAUCCUUGGCUUGUCUGCACUCCUUGCUUUGCAUAGUCUCCAAAUCUCUUCAAUCCAGAGGUGGUGCUGAAACAACUGCGAUACUCAGGCAUGCUGGAGACAGUGAAGGUCCGAAGAGCUGGCUUUCCUGUACGGUGGAUCUUUCAAGAUUUCCUCCUCAGGUAAAAGUGGCAGUGCAAGCAAGAGGGUGGAAUUUUGCUGUCAAAUGUGGCCUUCAGUGCUUUGGGACUUUGUGGAGGGGUUUGUGUGUGAAAUAAAUGACUCGAUGUGGAUGUUUUGCUUGUGAAUAAGAGGAAAGCUAGGAGACCUGCUUUUGAGCAAAAAGCACAAGGUGAGUCUGGGCAGGUUGUCUCUUUGUCUCCUAUAAAAUUUGACAAUGAUUGCAGGCUACUGCUUUCGCUUUUGUUGUCUGAACAAAGAGACUUGCACAUCCAUAACCAUUUGAGAUGGCUGGUUGGAAGGGAAAGGACAAAAAAUAAACAUUUCCCAAGCAAAGUAUAUUUCAUUUGUUAAGCUGCAGUUCAGGACCUGGUUUAAACUACAUUUUCUAAGUUUUAAUGUUUGGGGCAUUUGAUUACUCUUAAGAGUUAUUGCACUUCUGUAGUUGGAUGCCAGUUGCUUGUGCUUUCAGACUGACUGGAAAAGACAGUGAAGGGCAGUCAAGUUACCAGCUGUUAAGAGCUUAUAACCUGUCAGCACUCAGAAGCAAAAGGAGACAGCAGAAUAGCCCCUCACAGGGGCAGGAAGCUUUGCUGAGGGAAAGAAAUUGCUUUGUACCUUAACUCCUGGUCAAGAGCAUUCCUUUGGUUCUCUCAGGUACAAGAUGCUCUUGAAGAACUGGGGCAAUCCUGACGGUGCAAAAGCCACUUGUGCCUCCUUUCUGCAGACAUAUGACAACACCCAGAGAGAAUGGAAGCUGGGGAAAACCAAGGUAUGCCCUUUGUGUGCAAAAGAGCAUGUGGAGCAACACUCUGUGCUAAGGAAUCUUUCCAGAGGUAGCCUGGGUACAAGAUUGAUGUGGCUUCUAGAAGUUUCUGUGCCCACCUCUGCAUAGAUCAUUGACCUCUGCUGCACUGUGACUAGGCUUACUGAAACACACCCACCCCAUCCUAAUCCCAGCAACUCCAUUCAGAAGUAUAGUACACCCCUCAUUGCUAAGCCACAGGCCGUGUCUUCUCAGGAGCUUAGGCAUUUUGACACUGGAAUGAGAACACAAGAAAAUGUCUCAGAAGAUGCUGUGAAAAUGUUACCUGGUUUUUUGGGGCGGAGGAGGGAAUCUGUGUUGAUACGCCCCUCCUUCAUUCUUGAUACUGUAUCUUCAUACUAUCUCUGCAGCCCUCUCCUCCCACCCCAUUCUGCAGUGCAAAUGAGGAAGGGACUCAUGGGUUAGAUGUAGACACAGUUGAACUGAGUGGGGUCAGGCGUGCAUCAAACACUCCCUCCCCCCCAAAGGUCGAAGCUGAUUUGUUCUCCCAAGACUGGAAGAAGAGUUUGCAGUGCAUGCUGUGUGCCAUUGAGAAUGAUGGAAUCCCCAGUGAGGGCUGCGCUAUAAAAUCUCGGUGGAAGCUUGCAUGCUUUGCAUUUAAAAAGUCCCAGCUCCAUAGAAUUGGAAGGGAUCUGAACCCCCAGUUUAAUAUAUGGCAUCUGCAGUUAAAAGAAUCUACAGAUAAAGAAAUUGGGGAAAGACCCUUCCUUGAGACCUUGAGGAGCUGGUGCCACAGCACAGUGCUGGAGUGGAUGUUUCUAGGAUCUGGUUCGGUACAAAGCUGGCUCCUUGUGUGUGCUGGCCUCAUGCCAGCGUUUCUUAAGCAACAAGGCAGAUAUUAGUGUUGCAGUCAUCUGGGGUGCAGAUGUAGCUUCUGAUCCAUAACUAGCUUGCAAAUAUGUGCUUAUGCAAACCCAGCUGAAUGAAACAGAAGCAGCUUGGGGGUUUGUUUUUGUUUUGUUCUUAAAAGAAAAAGGACCCACGAUUCCUCCACCCCAGCCCCUUUCCAAAUGUCCAAAUCAACAGACUGUAAUUACAGGCCUGAUGUAAUUUCAUUGCUAGGCACGCAGCCAACAAGGAACUUUGACAAUGAGCAUGCCUGUAUGUAUCUAUAGCAAUAUGUAGAAGAUAAUGGAUAUUAACAUCACUAUAGUGCAUAUCAAAUGGGUAAAAUCUGUUUCACUGAUAGAAAUUUGGGUGCUACAUUUGGGGUGAUGGUAAUUCUGCAUACUGAGCAAACGUGGAAUUUGGCAUUGGGUGUGUCAUGUUUAGAAUUUAUCCAGAAAUUCAAAUCUGUUACUUAUUUAUUUCAAAGCAAGUUUUUAACUCUUAAGGCUGGACAGAUAGGCUUUAAAGCAAAUGAGUGGUGCUUGGUGAAUUCCCAUGUUUGUUGCCAUCUGCCACAAUAAAUUGGGAUUGAAUGGAAACAAAUACAUGCUCUUGGCAAAUUCACAGUAGUGGUGCUUCUCUGUAUGCUUUUCUGCUUCCAUAAUGCAGGAGAACAAGAACAGUAUCUAUGUAGAUUUGGAGAAGGGACCUAUUAAAUUUAUUUUAUUUAGAAAAUAUGUUGUUGUUGUUUAGUCGUGUCCCACUCUUCGUGACCCCAUGGACCAGAGCACGCCAGGCACUCCUGUCUUCCACUGCCUCCCGCAGUUUGGUCAGACUCAUGUUUGUAGCUUCGAGAACACCGUCCAACCAUCUCGUCCUCUGUCGUCCCCUUCUCCUUGUGCCCUCCAUCUUUCCCAACAUCAGGGUCUUUUCCAGGGAGUCUUCUCUUCUCAUGAGGUGGCCAAAGUAUUGGAGUCUCAGCUUCAGGAUCUGUCCUUCCAGUGAGCACUCAGGGCUGAUUUCCUGAAGAAUGGAUACGUUUGAUCUUCUUGCAGUCCAUGGGACUCUCAAGAGUCUCCUCCAGCACCAGAAUUCAAAAGCAUCAAUUCUUCGGCGAUCAGCCUUCUUUAUUGUCCAGCUCUCACUUCCAUACAUCACUACUGGAAAAACCAUGGCUUUAACUAUACGGACCUUUGUUGGCAAGGUGAUGUCUCUGCUUUUUAUGAUACUGUCUAGCUUUGCCAUCGCCUUUCUCCCAAGGAGCAGGCGUCUUUUAAUUUCAUGACUGCUGUCAACAUCUGCAGUGAUCAUGGAGCCCUAGAAAGUAAAAUCUCUCACUGCCUCCAUUUCUUCCCCUUCUAUUUGCCAGGAGGUGAUGGGACCAGUGGCCAUGAUCUUCGUUUUUUUGAUGUUGAGCUUCAGACCAUAUUUUGUGCUCAACCCUGAGGUUGUUGAUAUUUCUUCCGGCAAUCUUAAUUCCAGCUUGGGAUUCAUCCAGCCCAGCCUUUCGCAUGAUGAAUUCUGCAUAUAAGUUAAAUAAGCAGGGAGACAAUAUACAGCCUUGCUGUACUCCUUUCCCAAUUUUGAACCAAUCAGUUGUUCCAUAUCCAGUUCUAACUGUAGCUUCUUGUCCCACAUAGAGAUUUCUCAAGAGACAGAUGAGGUGAUCAGGCACUCCCAUUUCUUUAAGAACUUGCCAUAGUUUGCUGUGGUCGACACAGUCAAAGGCUUUUGCAUAGUCAAUGAAGCAGAAGUAGAUGUCUUUCUGGAACUCUCUAGCUUUCUCCAUAAUCCAGCGCAUGUUUGCAAUUUGGUCUCUGGUUCCUCUGCCCCUUCGAAAUCCAGCUUGCACUUCUGGGAGUUCUCGGUCCACAUACUGCUUAAGCCUGCCUUGUAGAAUUUUAAGCAUAACCUUGCUAGCGUGUGAAAUGAGUGCAAUUGUGUGGUAGUUGGAGCAUUCUUUGGCACUGCCCUUCUUUGGGAUUGGGAUGUAGACUGAUCUUCUCCAAUCCUCUGGCCACUGCUGAGUUUUCCAAACUUGCUGGCAUAUUGAGUGUAGCACCUUAACAGCAUCAUCGUUUAAAAUUUUAAAUAGUUCAGCUGGAAUAUCAUCACUUCCACUGGCCUUGUUAUUAGCAGUGCUUUCUAAGGCCCAUUUGACUUCACUCUCCAGGAUGUCUGGCUCAAGGUCAGCAACCACACUACCUGGGGUGUACAAGCCAUCCAUUUCUUUCUGGUAUAGUUCCUCUGUGUAUUCUUGCCACCUCUUCUUGAUGUCUUCUGCUUCUGUUAGGUCCUUUCCGCUUUUGUCUUUUAUUAUGGUAAUCUUUGUAUGAAGUGUUCCUUUCAUAUCUCCAAUUUUCUUGAACAGAUCUCUGGUUUUUCCCAAUCUAUUGUUUUCCUCUAUUUCUUUGCAUUGCUCGUUUAAGAAGGCCUUCUUGUCUCUCCUUGCUAUUCUUUGGAAAUCUGCAUUCAAUUUCCUGUAUCUUUCACUAUCUCCCUCGCAUUUUGCUUGCCUUCUCUCCCCCGCUAUUUGUAAGGCCUCGUUGGACAGCCACUUUGCUUUCUUGCAUUUCCUUAGAAAAUAUAUAGACCUCUUAAUCAAGAAAACCAAAUACUACCCAAGUGAUGUACAAAUAAAAUUGAAGGUUAAACGCAGCAGAAAUCCACAAAAACAAAAAUAUGUAAAAACAUAAAUAAAAACAAAUACAUAUAUGUAUAAAAAAGUAUGUAAAACCAUAAUAAUUAGAAAUAAAGAUAAAACCAAUAAAGCUUUUAAAACAGAUAUACAGGUGACUAAGUUACAUAUCUGGGUAAAAAGGUAAAGGUAAAGGUACCCCUGCCCAUAUGGGCCAGUCGUGUCCGACUCUAGGGUUGUGCGCCCAUCUCACUUAAGAGGCCGGGGGCCAGCGCUGUCCGGAGACACUUCCGGGUCACGUGGCCAGCGUGACGAGCUUCUCUGGCGAGCCAGCACCAGCGCAGCACACGGAAACGCCGUUUACCUUCCCGCUAUAAAGCGGUACCUAUUUAUCUACUUGCACUUAAGGGUGCUUUCGAACUGCUAGGUGGGCAGGAGCUGGGACCGAAAGACGGGAGCUCACUCCACCGCGUGGAUUCAAACCACCGACCAUAUGAUCAGCAUGUCCUAGGCACUGAGGUUUUACCCACAGCGCCACCCGCGUCCCACAUAUCUGGGUAGGCUUCCUGAAAUAAAAAAAGUUUCCAGCAAGCAUCUAAAGCAAUACAGUGAGAGGGCACCCUGCCAUUAAGGUGUAGCCACCAGCAUUGCUGUCUCUUCUUCACCCAAGGGGUCUGCACCAGAUUUGCUUUGUGUCUUUGUUAGGAAUAAAUUAGAUGUUCUGAGUUAAUAAGGCCGCUAGGGAGCACAGUUGCUUGGGACAGCAAUUCAAGAAGUAGUCCGGCAGGUCACAAAUGUGCCUUCCUUAAAAGGCAUGGGGGGGCGGAUAUGGUGAGCCAUAGACUCUUACUGAUUAGGCAAGGGCAACCAGUCGCAAUUGCCAGCUGCAUUUAGAGCCCCUGCAUUUAGAGCAUGCCAAAUUCAGGGUGAAGUAACUGGGCCCAGCCAGGACGUUUUAGGCUGCUGUGUGAUUCCUUUCUGCAGCUUAUCUUUCAUUUCCCAGCGACACGAUGUACAGUCUAUGCAUUAUAUUAAUGUUCUGCAGCUUGUGCUGCCUUAAACGGAACUGGGGAGGGAGGAAAGCUCAGGCAUCAGUCCUCGAACAAGGGAGACCAAAGGCGGCUUGCCACUAGCAAGAGAGGAGAAAGGAAACUGCUGUCUCUCUGCAUACCAAGCACUUGGAGUUAAUAAAUCAACCUUGGAGCCAUUAAAGAGAACAGGCUCCAAGUGACUGGUGCGGCAGACAACUGACCUUUGACCCCACCAAGAACAAUAGAACUUUCCCUCUCUCGCUCACUCUCAGAGUUGCUGGUCCAUCUGAGAAGGGACCGGCUGCCUCGCUGCCCUUUGCUUGCUGUUCAGGGAAGCAGGGCCACUUGGGGCAGGGCUCGAGCUCUUUGAAGUCUUCGCUUCUCAGGAAGAGCAAGGAAGAGGGGCAACAGGGUGGGUUGAGGGGGCUCUGCCGCCUAUCCAGAUGGGAUUGAUUUCAGAGGCAGGAGAUAAGGGAGGAUGGCCCACUUUAUGAAAGACAUCGAAGGAGCAAAGGAAAGAGAGUCACAUCCCUGAUUAGUGGCAAAGCAGAUGAGAAUUGUUGGGGCACACAGACCACUUUUAAAAAUUACUGUGAGCCACAAGGUGGAAAUGACAAGGAAGGAGAGAAACCAUUGGAAGUAGGAGGUAGGUCAAAUUUAAGCUACAAAAUUGGUUUUCUGGCAUCCAAAUAAAAUGGUGGGGUUUUUAUUAAUUUAUUAAUAUUUAUUAAUAAAAUAUUAAUAAAUAUUAAUAUAUUAAUAUUAAUAUUAAUUUAUUAUUAUUUAUCUUUAAUAACCAAGGUUUUUUACCUUGGUUAUUAAGGUGGUAGUUUGGGGCCAUUUGGGUAGCAAUAGGGGGAUGCCUGGCAUUUACAGAGAUCAGUAUGUUCAGUGUCAGCGGUGCUCUGUCAAAUGUUCAAAAGCCCUCUAGAAACUGGCCAAAGCUUAAUACAACAUUGUUAGCCAGCAUCACUGGGUGUUACGGAUGGUGCAUUGUUAAAAUGCUGCUAUAAUGGCCAAGGAAACCCUAGGAUCUGCUCCAAUGUGGAGACCCAGCCUGGAUUAAAGCUGAGGCAGAGGAUGGAGCCCUAUUUAUAUGUAAGGAUUACAAUAACGACUCUCUGCUACUGUCCUCUGCAUUGCAGAUGGAGAAGUCAGUUGCCGGGUUUGAGCAGUGGGCGCAUUCUGUGGAAGGGCAGGAGCAAUAUCUGCACAGGGUUUUCUAUUGGGGGUUUCAUUGCAUAUAAGCUGCAGAAGCUAAACUUGGGGGUUCAGUGAAGAGGUACAGUACAUGGAGGAGAGGGCUACUAGCCAUAAUGGCAAGUACCCAGUCAAGGCAAGGCAAUGCAAGAUUUGGAGUCAUACAGAAAAGUUCUUAGAACCAUUCCACACAUUACACGGCAGUGAGCUAAGAUUUGUUACCAAGUGUAAAGGCAACAUGUUGCUGCGGACUGUCCUGGCUACCUAAGAAGUGUGCAUGUAUACACAUGUGUCCAAAUGCAUGUUUCCAUCAUUCUUUCAUUUUUAGGUACAUACCUUUAAAAAAAUAAAUGUUGAAGUGGUAGGAGGAAUCUGUACUUUUGUAGAGCACCACAAAGGUGUUGAAGAAUGAUAAAUUUUCUAGCCUUCACCUAGAAUGCCGUAAUAUGGUAUUCUUGCUCCAAGGAUAGAGCUGCCUUAUUUCAGUGACCUUGCCUCUGUUCUUUUAACAGUGGCCUCGCCAACAAAUUAAGCUGGUGGUAAUAAUAAUAAUAAUAAUAAUAAUAAUAAUAAUAAUGAUUUAUUUAUACCCUGCCCAUCUGGCUGGGUUUCCCCAGCCACUCUUGGUGGCUUCCAAUGGAAUAUUAAAAACACGAUAAAACAUCAAACAUUAAGAACUUCCCUAAACUGGGCUGCCUUCAGAUGUCUUCUGAAAGUCAGCUUUUCCUGGCUAAGUGGUGUCUCAAUCUGCUGUUACAUGCACAGGAGCAGAGUGAGCAAAAAUGUUGGCAAUCCUAGCCCUAGGCAGAGCAGACUUUCCAGUUCUGAUCACUUAAAACUCUUGCUCUAUAGUGGUGCAGCAUCUGUAGCUAUUGCUGGCAAUUAGGAGCGUGGGAAGUUGUGUUUCUAUUGAGUCAAGCACCUUGGUCCACCUAGCUUAGUACUGUUCACGCUGACCUACAGUGACUCCUCCAGUGUUUUCCAGCCCUGUCUGGAGAUGCCAGGGACUGGAUCUGGAACCUUCUUGCAUGCAAAGCAUACGCCCCACUGCACAGCCACAGCUCUCCUUUCCUUUGCUGCCUAGAAAACAAAUAGGUCUUCAAAGAGUCAUGAGUUUGCCUUGUGAGCCCAGUCCCUUUGUGCCUGUCAAGAGGCCCUGCCUCUGCGUUGAAGCAUAGGGCCCCUCUUUGUCUCUGGAGGUGAGGCCGAGGUUGAGGGUUAGCGACAUGUCCCUGCCCAGUGAUCCUCUUUGGCCUGUUCUGCUCCUCCAGGGUGUUGCUGGGGGCUUUAUGAGCAACCUGGGCAGGCGAGGCUUGAGGAGUCCCUGCGUGGGCUUGCACAUGUGCUGGGCAGGAUGGAGGAAGGAGUGGGAAGUGCUUCCUGUGCAGUAUAUUUCAAGGGGGGGAUUUCUAUACUGAGCAAUUGUUUGGUGGAGGAAGGAAAAGGGCUAGUAUAAGGAAUUGUAGAGCACAGGAAAGGAAGGGGAAAGCAGGAUGGUCUUUGUGUUUCUCAUUAGGGACAGAGGGGAGCAGCUGCUGAUUGUCCACUGUGGCAGUCUGGACUUUGUUUGGAUUCUUGUAGCACAAGUUUGGGCAGGGGACAACUAGGCAGAGAGGCACUGUGCUAUACUUUUUCCUUGCCAUCUUUGCCCUUCACACCAGUUUCCGCAAGCCUCCAGCUUCCUGCCUCAAGCUAGGGAGUUCUGAAAGGCAUCUGUGAUUUCUAUUUGAUUUCUGCAAAUGCUGCUCUACCAAUUUUGAGCAAGGCCAUGUGUCCAACACUUGGGGCUUUAUAAGUGUGCAUGUCUGCACAGGUUGCGUCCAAAUGGUCUCCCCUGCCCCCCCCCCUUGCGGGCUGCUCAUUCACAUCCCCUAAGCCACACAGCACCCACAUGCUGAUGAUCCCCUUGCCCUCCAUAUAGCUUUCUCUGCAAAUAUUCAUGUGAUCAAGAGCUUUUUGUACUCCUGCUUUAGAACUUCAGUGCAGAAAGGAGACUUUAAUGCAUUGGCAGCCUAAGCCUUUGGUUGCAUUGCCUUCACCUCAGGCAAAUGUGGGAGGCUAGCUAUGAAUGCAGUUGAUGAAAACAGAUUUUCUUGGGGAUGUUAAUGCAAUCUUCAACCACUCAAGUCCUCCAGAAGAAUGCUGCAUUCAAAAUAUCAAAGGCAUUUGCUAUCCCAAAUAUCUGUGCCACAUAAUCCAGGGAUUGUGGCCCAGAGUCUUUGCAGCGUUACAAUGCAUCCUCGGAGUCACCUUUUGGAUUGUGUGUCACUUUAUUGGAGUACCAAUGAUUUUGGUCCACCGACAGCCACACAGGUGGACCAGGCCUAGCCUUCCAUCCUUCUGGAACCUCCCAGACAGGAAUGAGUAACAGACCAGGCCCAUGGAUGUUUUCCAGACCCCACUGUUGGCAUUCCAAGACCUCAUCAUGGGGCCGCUGAAAUAUCUAAUGGGAUUGAUGCAGUUUCCCUGACCCGUGUGCGGUCAUGCAUCACCCACCAGAGCCACAAGUGUAGCCUGUUCUGAAAGCAGGCUUCAUGCCUCCUGGUUUCAGGAAUAGCACCCAGGUGUGUCUUUUAAUAAAAAAGCAAAAGCAGAAUGACCACUUGUUCUUGUGUGCAUUCAGGGUGAGCCACACCUCUUGGGAAGGUUUGAUUGCAGAGAAGGCAAUGAAAGUGAGAAGGAAUCUUCCAGCCAGCAAGACAGCUUGGAGACAGGCUGGCACUGAGGCAGUGAUGCAAAGAAGCAGCCAGGGGGAAAAUAUGUGUGGAUUAUCUGCAGUGCAGGAAAUGAUAUUUGGAAAGAUUCUUCCUCUCCCUCCUCACCCCACCCCCGCGGUGCCCCCCCCCCAGCUUCUUUUCUUGGAAUGGGUAUCUUGUCAUAGUUUGGCCAGUUUUUCUUCUGCAUUUUGCAUGCAGCGCCUGGAAUGUUGACACACAUACCCAGAGCCUCAUUAGCAGGACUCGAGCAGCAGGCCCAGAUAGCCUUAAAAGAUGUCACUGAGCCAAAGAAAGGGUUAAUAGUUAAAAGCAGUGCAGCCUCCUCCCCCCUUUUUCUCUCCCCCUUAAUCCUUGAGCCUGCAGUGUGGAAGAGAGAGAGAGUGUGCGGGGGCUGGGCUGAGUUUGGCUCCUCUCCCUGCACAACUUUCUCCCUUGUCCAUCAGCGACAGCACCCAAAGGGGAAGGGCUGGCAGAGCAGGGACUGGCUCUGGCGCAGGAGCAUAAAAGGAGCCCUGUGUGCCUUGUUACGGCAGGCAGGCAGGCAGGCAUGGGACCUGCUGGUGCUGCCUGGGACUUGCUGUUUCCUCUCUUUGUGUUUGAUGAAACUCCUCCCCGGGGUACCAGGUUUUCCUGAAGGAGGCUCUGGAGCAAAAACUGGAGAAGGCCCGGGAAGAGGAGCUGAGGAAGGCGGCAACCAUCAUCCGAGCCCACGUCCAGGGCUACAUGGCAAGGUCAGUGCUUGAAUCGCCUUCUUUGCCCAGCUGCUGGAAUGCUCCUUGCUGCCAGGUCUCUCUCCUUUCCAGCUUGCUGCUUCUGGCAGGGCUUCCACUGCUUUCCCCCUUCUCUGCUCCCUCUUGAAAUCCCCAUGCAUUCCCAAAUGCAGGCCACUGACUGUGAAGUUGCUUACUUGCCCGGGUCUGUCCCCUGCCCCUUUCCUGUUGCAUCUGUAAUCCCCCUGUGAAGCUACCCUGCAGAGAAACUCCCCAGCUCUCCCUCUCUUGCUCUGCACUGAAGACCCUCAGCCCAAUCUCUGUCUUUAUUUGCCAGACCCAGGCCAGUCUUCCUCACUUAUAGCCCCCCUCUCCAGAUUCCGCUUCCCUGGUGGGCUCUUCUGGGUGGGGGUAGCUGUAAGCUGGCUGGCUCUGCAGCCCCACCAUCUAUCUGUCUCUGCCUUUUCAUCUUGCUGUUAAUUGUUGUUGUCUUGUUCUGGCAAAUUGCUAUGUGUGCCCAUUCGGACAGUCACCUGUGCUCCGCAAGGACACUGGUGUUGCUUUGAGGAAUUAUUGCAUGGGCUGCCUGUAUUCCAGGAUCGUGCCAUUAACAGCGCAGGGGUUGCUACUAGACGAGGAAUUCAGCACCCUGGCAAUUCAGCUUCAUUUUUUAAAAAGUUUCUAGCCUUUAAGGUUGCAAAGAGGCCUGAAAAUGUGUGAGCAGCCCCUGGUGACAUCUCAAACGCCAUUGGCUAGGGAAAGUGGAGGAUGGGAGCUGAGCUGAACUGCUAGGAGGUGGGGGGGGAGGGAGGGGCUCCAUGUGCUUUUUUCUCUUUCCUGUAACUAUCUGAAAAAGACUAAAUAUUGCAUAGGAAAUACUGCCUAUGCAGAUUUACAUAAUAAAAUAUGCAAAUAAAACUGGCAUCUACCUUUCCUUAAAAUAAAAUAAAAUGCAAAGUUCACAAAGCCCUUGGUGUAGUUUAGAUUUGGGCCUACCAAACUAGAAUGUUGAUUGGUGAACAGAAUAAGGGCAAUCUGCCUAGUCUCCCCCCCCCCCAAUACUAUCCAAGGGGGAGGCAGGCUCCGUUCUUCAGGCAAGGAAGUCAAAGCUGCAUCUGCUGCCUACAGCAAGACUUGGCUGGACUCCAGCUGCAGACAUGGAUUUCCCAGGCUGUGAAAACCAUCUGCAUUUUGAGGGUAUAAUCAUGAGCUAGGCCCAGGUCCAGGCCAUUGCAUAUGAACUGGGAUAUUGUUGCUAAUGACAUUGUUGCCACUGCCAGUGCUGCUGUCACCAGAAUUCUGCACCAAAAUAACCUUCUGGAAUUCUGCAAACUAAGAACCUUUGCAUACAGAUUGUUUUAUUUUGCACAACCUGUUACUUUCUGUUAGUUGUAUAAAAGAGCAAUAGCCAUGCAGGACACUGGAACAGGACUAGCCCUACCAUCAGGCAAGGUGUGUCAUUGGCAUGCAGCAAAUUGGCCGUUGUUUUGUUUAUUAUAAUUAUUACAAUUUAGCUUGCCAUUGGGGAGUGGGUGCUAUUUGGAUCUCCUGUCUUAGGCCAUAGGAAUCUUACUGGAUUCCUAACCCCCCCCCCAAUCACUGGAAACCUUGUUCUGUCACCAUGCCGGCUUCUGAAGCCUAAGAGGAUAUGAUGGCAGCACAAACUGUGCUAGACGAUUGAUUCUGCAGAAGCGGCAGAACAGUUUUGAAGCAAACAAGCAGUGUGCUGGAAGGGGUGAUGAACAUGCUUUCCCUGCUGAAAAUGCCUCUCGACCACUUUUCUCCUGGCAGGGCUUCUGUAUCAGAGCUCAGGUGGGAGAAAAGGACAAGGGUGGGUGGGUGGAAUACUGGGGAACAGCAUGAGCAGGGAGGCUCCUUCCAUUUUACAUUCCUUUGCAUGCAAUUGUCCCCUUCCAUUCCCCACAGAUUCUGGAUGAGUCUCCUGGUGUGUCUUGUUAGACCUUGAGGUUUUACCAGGAUUUGCACACAGAUUAUGGAUCUUAACAGCUUUAAGCAUGUGAGAAACUUGUUUGUUUGGGUAUUUUAAAAAAUAAGUUUUAAUUUAAGCUUUGAUUCUCAGGAUGCUGAACUCAGUGUCAAUAUCCAUUUCAAUUCUUGUGCAAUGCAGCCACAGGCUUGCAGAGCACACACAUUCCCUGUUCUUUAGCAGGAGACACCUCAUAGUGCCACAUGGAGUGUCAAACAUAGCAACUGCCUGACUCUUGUAAGUAUAUUUCCUAGAUAAUGCUUCUAUUCCACAGAAAUAAUAUACUAGUUUUUCAUAUUGGUCCUCAAAAAGAAAAAGAAAAGCAUAUAAUCCAUAUUGGAUUCAUGUGGACUGGCCUUAAUUGCACUAAUAAAAGAACCAGACCCUCAAUUCAGGCCAGGAAUGUUAGGACUUAGAAUUUGAGUUUUUUCUACGCCUGCAGAUUAACUACAGAGAAGGGAGAUUCUGAACAUGUACAGAGUGCACAGUCUCAUUACUAAUUAAAGGCAUUCCCCAACUCACUCACUCUCUCUCUCUCUCUCUCUCUCUCUCUCUCUCUCUCUGGUACGGGGACCUUAGCUUCCGUGUGUGUGUGUGUGUGUGUGUGUGUGUGUGUGUGUGUGUAAAAACUACCCAUUCCUCUGUUUUAGCAGUGCAUGGCUGUCUAUGUGGGAGCAUCUGGAAAAAAGACUGAUAUGCUGGGAGGAGGUCAUGACAGGAACCAUCUCUUUAUUGUUUGGAGGGAUGGGGGAAUCUGCCAUUUUGCCUUGGGUUGGGAGGUUCCUUGCCAUUACACCACUCAAAGUGCUUAGCAAAGACAGAGCUGGUGUAGAAACAGGAAAUGAGUGGCCCCAAGAGGGAGAUGCCUAAAGCAUUCUCCAGAAACCAGGUGGGUGACAGAUGGAGGAGAAAGGAAAGCAUGGAAGGAGUGGCUUCCUGGGGAAAUGUUUUUUGGAGAAAGCGGCUGUGGUUGUGCUGAUUCAUUGAAUCUGGCAUCUUGGUACCCCUGGGUCAGAUGGUUUCUGAGGCAGAUGCUGAGGAGAACUUAGUGAGCAAUGGCUGUUGAUUGACAGUAACCCCCACCUUGCUUUCGUUGACUCAGGAAGAGGUAUCGAAGGGUGCUAGCCAGUGUUGUGACUAUCCAAAAGAACUACCGUGCUUACUUCUGGAAGAAGUCCCUCCUGCGCCUGAAGGCCUCUGCCAUUGUCCUGCAGAAGCACUGGCGUGGGCAGCUGGCUCGCAGCCUCUACCGGCACCUGCUAGAGGAGGAACAGCAGCGGAAACGGGAAGCUGAGGAGCAGAGGCGUCGAGAGGAAGAGCGGAUUAGAAAGGAGGAAGAGGAAAGACAAUGGCAAGAAGAGAGGGAGCGUAGGAGGAAGCAGGAGGAGGAAGAGGAGAAGAAAAGGUACCAGGCAGUCUUGGUUCUGUCUCCCUGGCCCAGCUUUCACAAAAUUGCAACUGAAGAGGCAGACCUGUGCCAGGACUGUACCACUUCAGACUGCAGGAGUGAGAGAGAUGUACAUGAUUUAAUGUUCCUCCAUGUAAAGGAUUCCCUGCGUAUAGAAAAUCAGGUGUCGGGGAUAAGGAUUUUGGUUUACCUACCUCUGGUGCUUUAGUUUCCUAUGUGGAGGACUGUGGGGUAUUUUUCACCCCCUUGCCAUUUGAUCAGCCCCCGUAGCCUGAAGCGGAACAGUCCAAACAGGACUCUGCCUUUGAUGUGUUGCUCGUGAUAGGCAGAGUUUUGUAUAUUCACCUCUUUAAAAGAGCAGCAACACAGCACCAAACUUCUGUAUCCAGGUGAGCCAAAUUGUGCUCAGACAGACUUGAAUUUGGUGACCUUUAAAAAAUGAAUUAUGGGAAGUAAGUCUGCAUAUAUAUGUUUCUAGUAGGGGAGGAGCCAUGCAUGGCCCUGAAGCCCCGCCUCCUGACCAUUGGAAACUUUACCCAACAUCCUCUCUGCCUUUGCAGAUUUCACCAGUUACUUCCUGCAUUCUUUUUUGAGCCCAACCUCACUCCUUUAUAGCUGCAAGCUGAUACUAAAUUCCAUGCUUAGUGAGAAUUGUAGAACACUCAGUGCUAAUGAUAGGGCUCAUCUGGAUGAUACCACUAAGCUGGGACUUUUUCCUUUUGGGCACUCCUAUACUCAGCACAAGAGACUAGCUAUGGAGGUUGCACAACUUGCUCUGGUCAAGUGCUGGUCCCUGUGAGCCAGGUAGGCCAAUGUGGUCUGAAGCUUCCUGAAUAUCUGGACUCUGCAGAAUUUGGAAGCCCCAAAGCAGCGCACCUGGGCAUGUCUUUUAGUCUCUGGGCUGAAAGGACGACUAAGCGCUAGGCUGUGAGAUUGGCGCAGGACAUCAUUGCAGGUGGCUGGUUCAGGACUACAAGGGUGAGCGCCACAGGUUGCAAUGCAGUGGUAGUAACUGCUCCCUUCUAACACUAUGAUCCUACUUUCUAUAAACAUAAUUUUUAUGAAAUAAACAAAUAAGGGUGUAUGGUUUCUAAACUACUUUUUAUUUGAAGACAAACCUCCAAGUAGCACAACAAUAAAAUAACACAGCAGCAGUAGCAUGUCAAUAUAACCUUGUGGGAAAAACCACCUCAUUAAAACAUCAGUACCAUGUUUUUAAUAUUUUCUUGUUUGUAGGUCACCCAGGGAAUAUUGAUUGAUCAAUUGCUACAGAAAUUUAAUUUAUUAUUAAUAAUAAUGUGUACAGUUUCUCUGUCCUUGACAUAUACCCAUUUGCAGUGAGCUUUUUAAAAAAAUACAUUAUAUAGGUAUUGGUUUUUUUUAAUUGUGUAUGCGCCUAACACUGUUCCAUAUAUGUUACCACAGUCAACAGCUCUAAUAAUAAUGAAGUGAUGAUUACCAGCCAAGUUAUUACUUUUACCCUUGGAAAAUGAUAUGUGACUUUAGGAAGUUGUGUAUUUUUAGAAGGCUUCUUCUUGAGGGAAACUAUUGCAUAAUGCUUUUCUUUAAAAACACAGUUUCGGAUCCCACAUUAUUUAUUUAUUCUAGAAGUCCAGCCUCCAAUUCCCUUUUCUUGGCUUUGUGGUCAAUCAGGAGUCUUCAGUGUGACCUUGCCUCCAUUCCACUCUGUCCAGUUUCUUAGCUUGUUCCUCAGUCACAAGAGGGGAGAGCUGGGGAAGUCUUGACACAGCUGCACACCUCAAAUUAAACCAAGCCUGAGAUAAUCUGGCUGUCCUAUGGGAAGAGGGUGCCUUCAGCUACUUUAAAGGUAAAGGGAUCCCUGACCGUUAGGUCCAGUCACGGCCGACUCUGGGGUUGCAGCUCUCAUCUCGCUUUACUGGCUGAGAGCCGGCGUACAGCUUCCGGGUCAUGUAGCCAGCAUGACUAAGCUGCUUCGGGCGAACCAGAGCAGCGCACGGAAAUGCCGUUUUCCUUCCCACCCGAGCGGUACCUAUUUAUCUACUUGCACUUUGAUGUGCUUUUGAACUGCUAGGUUGGCAGGAGCAGGGACCGAGCAAUGGGAGCUCACCCCAUCGCAGGGAUUCAAACUGCCGACCUUCUGACUAAAGAGUAUGUUCAUAUGACAUUUUUUAUCCACUGUGAGGCAGCCUCCAUUUCCCUCCACAUGCAUUCUGCAGUGUGAAUUGUUGUUCCAUAUGUGUUCAAUAGCAGUCAGCAUCUGUUCUGAAGCCUUACCAAAAAAACAAACAAACCCCAACCAGCCUUCUGAAAAUCCAAGCCUUUCAUUAAUAUAAUAAUUUCCCUUGGUUUAACUUUAAAGGCUUUGUUCCAGCUCACAAAAUUUUUGAUCUGAAUGCAAAUGACUGAGGCAGCAGUGUUAUUUAAAACUUCAUUGAUUUCAGCAAAUUUUCAUGGCAAGCUGGACUGUAGAUUUUAUUGAUGAGUUUGUUCUUUGUUUUUGAACAGAGAAAAAGAGCAGCUUGAAGCAGCACUGCAGAUGGCUCAGGUGUGUUCCAUUAUGACUCCCAUCAUAUGCCUCUCAUUUCAGAAUACUAAGCAGAAUACGAAGACAUGCUGGUGAUCUUUGUUGCUUGACCUUUCCCUCUUUACAAGCUAAUCCAAGGUACUGUUUGCAGAAUGCAGUGCUAUGCUGUUACGGUGACUCUGUCCUCAGUCUAGAUGACGCUCCACUCCUAUAAAGUAAUAUAAACACCUAGGGUUGUAUGCCAACAGGCAUCAACUUGCACAACAGAACUUCCCUCUCCUCUCCUCUUCCUUGAAGCUCAUCGCACAUCCUCAAAAUCUUCUUCAGAAGGUUGGGGGACCCUCUGGAGCAGAUUUUGGGGGUGUGCAAGGAGCAGAUGGGGAAGUCCAAUUGCACAAGCAGAGGUUUGUUGCAUGAGCAGAAGAAAAGUGUUGGAUAUGUCCCUAGAUGUUGAGUGUUACAUGUAGCUUGAUCCUGGGAACGGCGGUACAGUGUCAUCUAGAUUGAGGACAGUUUCAAAGUACUGUAAUAAACAGAACUGCAUUCUGCAAACACCGGAUACAACCCAUAGUUGUACAAAUAUAGUGGAAUGUGUAAAUGUCAGCUGCUGUGGAAUCCUGAUCAGGGUUAUCAAUGUGGCAUGUGGGACGGCGGGUUUACCUCUUUCUUUUGUGCCACAUUCCCAUUGAAAAAUACGGGGGGGGGGGGGCAGCUGCUAUUCGUCUCUGAAUGAAAGCUUGCAUUGGUGCCAGUGGAAAUUUCCCCCUUGAACCAGACACAGGCUCAAUGGCCCCUUUUUUCAAAAUGGUGAGGGGACUGCAGCUGAGAGGUGGAAACAGCAAAAGACUUCCCCACUGACCCCUGUUCAUUAAUGAGAUCUUCUGGUGGAUCAAAGACACUUCCAUCCAAGGCACAUUUGAAUCCAGCCUAUUGUCACUUGGCUUGGCUUGGAGAUAGACCAUAGCCUUUUAAGCGAGUUGGAAGUGCCUGUGAGAGCCUUUGCUUCCCAUGGUGUACAGUACAGAUGCUUAGUUCUUUUGUCCCAUGAGUACCUCAUCAAACAGGUUGGUUUUUUUUAAGUAAGACCCAUCUCCAGCCACUGUUAGAGGCUGUAUGCCUCUGAAUACCAGUUGCUAGGAUCACAAGGAGUGAAAGAGUGCUAUUGCACUCAGGUCCUGCUUGCAGGCUUGACAUGGGCAUUUGGUUGGUCACUUUUGAGAGAACAAGAUUCUGGAUUAGAUGGGCCAUUGGCCUGAUGUAGGGCUCUUCUCAUGCCUUAGAACAAUUAGAAGAAAUGUUGCACAUGCAGGCAGCAGAGGGAAGUGCCACUUGGCCGCCAUGCAAGCGCCUGCUUUCUCAGAUCUGUUACUGUGACUCCAUUAAGGCUGAUCUUUGAAAGUCUGUCAUCUGUGCCCCUUUGGGUGACCCUUUCUUUCAGAUGGAGGCGCUAAGGACCCAAGAGGAAGACCAGCCUUUACAAGAAGAGGAGCAGCGUCAGAUGGAAGAGAUCCUGCGACUGGAGAGGGAGAUUGAGAAGCUGCAGUGGCAGCAGAAGACUGACCACAUCACCUGUGAGAACACCAAGAACGAGAUAAAGCGGCAGCGGGAAGAGGAGAUCCAGAGGCUGGAGAAGGAGGCGUCCAGGGUCGCGCAGGAGUUCCUGGAGCUGCUGGAUUUUGGGAAUUUGGAUGAGAGCGUGCAAGGCUUCGAGCACUCACUGUCCAACGAAGGGACCCUCAACAUUGAAUGCAGCCUUGUAGCUCCCCUGGCUGAGGAAGAAGAAGACGAGGGCUUUCCUGCAGAUGAAGAGGGACCACCAGUUCCCAGCCCAAGUCUCCUGAACCAGGACAGCAGCACCAGAACCAGUGACAACUAUUACUCCGAGGAAGAUGCUUCUCCGAAUAUGCCAGUGCCUAGGAAGGGAGAGAACGAGGAGGGCAACACUCUGUGUCUUUCCACAGAGAGAUCUGCAAGCCCCCAGAAGGAGCAGCCUAUGGAAAGCAUCUACCAAUCAGCCUCAGAAAUCCUGCAGAGUGACAAUGGGGACUCGGAAGAGCCAAUUUACAGCUUGCCUCCAGAUGUGGAGUCUGACUAUGACCACGAGGAGUUUGAUGGCAGCGGAGAGGCUGGCAGCACGUCCGCUGAGCCCCUGAAUGGGGAGGAGGUCUCGCGCAAUUCCCACAGCAACGGCAUGGACUCCAACCGCGGCAGCUUAGACUCGGUAAGGGCCGUUUGCCUCGAAGCAAAAAACAGAUCCUGCUCUGAAGCAGGAAGUGUGUUUUUCUUUUUAUCUUUCCUGUGCACAUUUGGCACCUCAGUGCUCUCUUGUGUUAACUAGUUACGUGCUCCUUGGGGUUAAAAGGCACUUUGUUUUCUUCAGUCCACAUUCACAGCCAUUGCAUUUCAUCAGGAUGCUUGUGAACACAUUUCUACUCCCUCCCAUCCAUAGGCUUGCCUAGUUUCAUCUUGCAUAACUGUCCAAUCCUUGUGGUCUCUCAUAGGCAUCUCCCAGCUUGGUUUCAUUGGAAAAUUCAAUCCACACUCUUCCUGUUUGCAAUCCAAGUUGCAAACAAAAAAGAAAGGGGGAAAAUGUAGUGAAUAAAAUAAGUCCCAAGACUGAUUUCUAAAGAACUCCAUUUCUUCUUGCAAGCUGACCUUGGAACUUUUUCAGUCUUCCCUUGUCUCAGGAUGUGGUUUUGAAGGUACAGGAUGCAAUAGCUUGGAUGAAGCCAAGAAGUUCUGGGCUUGGGCAAUGCCUGGAUGGGAGACUUCCAGGGAACUGUGUGUGUUGCCAUGAGUUCCAUCAUAGAAGAAAGGCAGGAUAUAAAUAUAAUGGAAGAAAGGCAGGAUAUAAAUAAUAAAAUAUAGGCACAGGAUUUUGUUUUGUUCUUAAGUGUUAAAAUCCAUUGUGUUGUGUUUCCUUUAACCCAGGGAUAGCCCUUGGCCUCCAGCUUCCAUUAGCCUCAGCCAGCAUGGCUCAAUGGUCAGGGAUGCUGGAAGUCGUAGUCCAACAACAUUCGGAGGAAAUCACAUUGACUGCCUUAACCUAUUGGUUACUUUAUCCAUUUUCUGCCGUGUUUGUAUUUUUCUGUGUGAUACUAAAAGCUUACUUGCACAACUGGUGUGUCUGUGCACACAUGUUUGCAUAUGCAUCCCAUAUAUGCACAUUUCCCAUUUGUUCUUCACAUCUUCAUGCACAUUUGUAUGUUUUUUAUAUAUGUUGGAAUAUGGAUUUUGUGCCUGGUGUUGGUGCAUUACUUCCAGCUACAAUUACUGUAUGGGUAUUUGUGUCUGCCAUAUUUACAAGGGCACUUACUGGAUAUUGUUUGACCCGAUUAAUCAUGCACACAACAGCCACCGUCCCCAAGAACACACUCAUUGUAUGAACCUUUUGGGGCGAUCUUAAAAAGGGAGUUCAUAUACUUUAGAAGCUAUCCCUUGUAGAAUGGCAGUUCACCCCUGUUUAAUCUAUUUAACGCCUUUGUGCUGCCCAUAAGGACAUAUUGUUUGUGUGUUAGGUUGUGUGUAAAGUUGUAGCUUUUCACAUUAUCUGCUGCAGAAGGGGGUUAGACUGCCCCCCCCCAGAAGGGGGAUAAUGAGAGAGACAGAAGCUGAGAUGGCCAGAAUGCAUUUUGCUGAAUAUCAGAGAACUAUUGCAAUAGAAAACUGGAGGUUCUUAAAGCAGAUAGUUCCAAAAUGGAAAUAGAGGCCAAAGUCCACAUGUUGGCAACUGAGUAUGGCAGGUUUUGGCCUUUGCCUUGAAAUUACUCACCCACUUUAGAUCAUUCCUGCUUCUGUAUGGUUAUCAUACUGCCUGGCCAGCUCAGCACUCAGAUCUGUAGUGGAAGUGUGAUAGGACUUGGCAGGUUGUGCUGCUUUGUUUCUGGAGCGUAACCAUUCUUUUUGCCUCCAGUUUCUAGACAGUGAGGAUGAAGGGGAUGCUUAUAUGGACACGGAUGAAGAAUUCUGCAGCAGCCGGGUCACUGUGCUCAAUGGAUCGGGGCCAGCCUAUUUUCACAGCUAUCUCUACAUGAAAGGUAAGCAGCUUGGUCAGUCCCCUAAGCUGAGCCAUUUUCCCCUGCUCCCUAAUCCCCUCUCAUCUCCCCUCAGUAUUUGCUCCCUGUUUUGCUGUUUUGUUCUUCUUCAUUUCCAAGAUCAAGUCAGUAAGGCUUUUUGUCAAGGAGGGAUUAGAAGGGACCUUGGUUGCUUUGCAUUGGCAUCCACAUAAAGGCUGUGAUAUCCAGUCCCAAGUGUUGGGUCUUAAUGGGCAUGUUGACAGAUGAUAACAGUUUUUAGAGAUGGAAGAGGCCCUGUUGUGGAACAUGCUUGAAGUGAUCUGGCAGCACUGUGAAGCAAUAUUUGGGGUGGUAGUAAGGGGGUGGAUAAAUGAAAUUAAUGCUUGAUGCUACAAAAUUUACAUUUAUAAAAAAGAUACUGGUCUUAGUGGGGCGGGAGGUGGCACCAUUUGGGCCUCACUUCAGGUAACAAAAUAUCUCAUGCCAGUUUUGUGAGGGCUUGUGCAAGUACACACAUUUACCUCCCCACUCCCAAUUUUACUUUGGUAACUAGCAGACCAAGGUGUUGUUUUUUUAGGGUUGUAGGGGAAAAUAGUAAUACAAAAAGUCAACCGCUGCCUCGCUGUACAUUGCAGUUAAUGCCACUGUGAUAAACUUGUGCAUGCUUUUGCAUGUUAGCAUUCUGUCUCUACAGGAGGCCCCACAUUUUUCAGGUAACUGCUAUGGCCAAGGGCAGGAAGAUAACACCUGCCACUGUCUUUGUCAGGUGCUUGUGGAGUGCAGGGUGGGGACAUUCUGGUGGUGCAGUAACUUUGACUGUGUCUCUUUUCUCUUCCUUGCAAGGGGGCCUGAUGAACCCCUGGAGACGGCGCUGGUGUGUCCUGAAGAACGAGGCCUUCAUGUGGUUUCGAGCCAAGCAAGAGGCCUUGAAGUCAGGCUGGCUUUACAAGAAGGGAGGAGGCAUGUCCACGCUGUCUCGCCGGAAUUGGAAACGGCGCUGGUUUGUCCUGAGAGAGGCCAAGCUGAUGUACUUUGAGAACGACAGUGAAGAGAAGCUGAAAGGCACGAUUGACAUCAGGAAGGCGAAGUAUGGGACACUAUUAUGUCUCUAACCCUAGGGAUAAAUCAAUAUCAAUAUUGAUUGGUAACAGGAGAUGUUUGGGGAAUCCUUAACAACCUGGGCCUGAGGGGAAAUUGUUUGACUCCUUAAGUCCUGUGGGACAUCUUUAGGCCUGAGGCUGUUAGAGAGGGUGGGGCCUUAGAGCCCCUUACCUGAGUGCAAGGGCUAUUUUUAAAGCUUCAGCGUCAGUACUGCAUGCAGAAUGACGCUCUAGGACCAGGCCCAUGCAGAGCUUGUUGGAGGCCUGGGAUGGGAGUCUUGUUCUUGGCAUGAUAGCUUAAGUCUGGCAGGCCCCUGGUGGUACCCCCCAGCCUGUUUAGCCCUCUGAGGCCUGUGAAAAGUGCAACUGACUGCCCCCCACCUGCAUGGGCCUAUUUAGGACUGAUUUGAGAAUUUUCUUGUAGCAAAUUUUGCCCGUUCUUGUGCACUCCCCCUGGCCUCUCUUGUCAGUACUAUUCAACUUGAAUUGGUUUAGCUGUCUCUUUGCCCACAUUAAGUCUUUUCAGUGAUGUUGCCCUUGCAGUGGAUCCUUAUCAACACAGCCCCCAAAGGUGGUCUCUAGGUGCAGUAGGCAGUACCCUCAUUCCCACACCAGCCUGUCACCUUACUUCACCUUUGGGUGCUGUUGCUUCCUUGUUCUCAAGUAUUAUAAAGUAUUAUCGGGGAAACACUGAGCCUCCUUGAGACCAGGCAGGCCAAUGGAGAUGGAUGCCAAACAUAGACAAACUGCCUUUUCAUCCUGGCUCUUCACACUUGUUGUUUUUCAGGGAGAUUGUGGAUAUUCACGAGAAAGAGAAUGCCCUUGAUAUUGUGACAAGUGAUCGAGUUUACCACAUAGUGGCAGAAUCACCAGAGGAUGCCAGGUAGGGGAUGCAGGGAUAGGUGUGUGUUUUUCUUAAAAGGUUUCUGCUUUUUCCCAAGGCGAGGGGUGGGAGAGCUGGAAGCAACACCCCUCCCAUGAUGUUGUGCUCUAAAUAGAGAAGCAGUUAUAAAAAUAGGGAAAGGCAGGAGAAUAGAAGAUGAAUCAUGAUAUACGUGUUAUCAAAUCAUUGUUUCAGUCUUUGUAUGAUGUUAUCGGUAUUAGUAAAUAUAUUUAAUUACUUCUAUGAUGCUUUGUAUACAACUGCAUAUUAAUUAUAGUAUUCUAGACUAUUAAAAAAUUAACCAUUUCAGUAAUAAAUAUAUACGGGGUGUUUUUUUUAAGUGUCUUCUGCUUCUGUCUUUCUUACAGUGACUGGUUUAAUGUCCUGAGCCGUGUGCACAGUGCUACAGAGCAACAGCUGAGAGAGAUGCAGGAUGAACAAGCCAACCCAAAGAAUGCUGUGGUGAGUGGUGGGUCAAGUGGACCCCUGAAACUGUCACUCUUCUGGCUGCCUAGCAGCUGAUGAAGGAUGUUCCUAGGCAUUUGGUUGUCCACUGAGAACGAGAUGCAGGACUAGAUGGGCCGUUGGCCUGUUCCAGCAGCUGGGCUCUUCUUGUGUUCAUCAGUAAACGGCAGGAGAGUUCUUCAUGGACACCCUUUUACAGGACUGAGUUUGAAAUAAAAGGGAGGCUGCCUGAAGGAUUUAAUGCCCCCAACUAGUUUGAUGGCAGGUAUGGUGGGCAAAGGACAUAUCUGAAGCAGGAUUUGGGCAAAGGGAUUAUGAUCAAUGCCAGGAAGAUCUUUGUGGGGAGUAGUGUGUACACCAAGUGUCAUUUGGAGAGGUGACCAACCCUCCAGGACUGUCAACCUCAAAGAACUGCUUAGGGGGAAGGGAUACGGGAGCCCCAUUUUGUUAAUAAAGCCAGAGCAAAUAUGUCUUCAUUUAGGGCCUGACACCAAACCAAGAAUACCGUCAAAGGUGGACUGUGCCCAGGAACUGUAGCUUGCAAAUGGAAGGGGAAGGUGGGCUUUUGAAAUUCCACUCUUGAUGGCAGAAUGCUUGAAGUUGUUAGGGUGCGUUUCAGGGUGCUUCCAGACAGAAGGUGUUACGUUACAGAUAACUGAAUCAGCAUAUCUGAUCCUUGCAUGCCAUAUUGGGGCUGUACUGAUCACUGCUAAUCAGAACAGCAGAUUGGGAUCUAGCAAGACAUGUGUGGGAGACGCAUUCUAAAUCUGCAACGGGAAACUAACCCCAUGCUAGCUGGUACUUUUCCCCUUGGAGGUAUCUUCCCCGAUGCUUCUUCGAUUUUACAGUGUGUGUGUAUGUCUAGAUAAGAUAAAUGUAAGCACACAUACAUACAAAGAGAGCUCAUUCACACACUGGUAUAAGGACUUAUGGGGAGGGGGAGUGCCAUGUCUCACCCCUGGCACACAUUGGAACCUGGUCAUCCAUAGAGGUCAGAGGUUUUUGAUCCACACAGUCAUUCAUUCCUACAGGAGCUCCAGAUGUUGGGAUUACAGUCCCAUCAUCUCUCAUCACUGACCAUGCUGUUUCAGGCUAACGGGAGUUGUAGUCCAAAGCAUCUGGAGGGCCACAGGUUGAGGAAAGUUGCCCCCUAGGAGAAAGUAAAGGGGUGCACUUAGGGACUCAACAUGUUCACUGCCUCCUGGUGACACCAACAAUUACGAAUGCAGCCUACUUCUAAUUGCAGAGCCACAUCAGGUAUUGUUGUUGCUGCUGUCUUCCACAAACGUCCCAAUGUGAUGUACAAAAGAUAAUAAAAACAGCUUAAAAUUGGUUUAAAACAGCAGGAACAAAACCAAAAUGAAUUUAAAAGCAAUAAAAAGUGGAUGCCUAUGUGUGGAUCACACUGGAAUGGAACAGAAUGGUAGGAACUGGAUCUUGCAUAUAUCUAGAAGUCUGUUCCAUUUUUUGUUGUUGUUUUAAAGGGAACCCUGGACGUGGGGCUCAUAGACUCAGUCUGUGCUUCUGACAAUCCUGACAGGUAAGCUACAGCUGAGUUCCUCUUUGUGUGUGCUUUUUUGUUUUGUGAUUUUCAAAUAUUUUUGGUGCAGCAACAAUUGUGUAACAGGAAAAUAUUUAAAUCCAUCUACUGCAUAUUUGAGUAAAUAUAAAUGCAACAGAUAAGGAGCUACUUAAAAUGCCUCCAGCCAGUAUAAAUAUCUCCCAAAUGGCUGUGUUUAUUUUGAGUGACUGGCCAUUGGCUCCAGAAGCUCCUUGAAGCAUUUGCUUUCCUCUUAAUAAAGUCUAGUUGCUGUGGGUUCGGGUUCUCGAGCUCUGGGUGUUUCAUACUUCAGGGAAGUGUGUGCAACUACACACCACCUGCCCUAUGAGCUAAAGUUGUGUGUGCUCCGCAGAGAGAUGGCUGCUUUUAUGGCACAGUACCAUCCUGUGGGGUGCUUUCCCUUUUAUAUUACCAUCGUUUUUGUUGUUAAUUAUUAUUAUUUAUUUAUACCCCGCUUUUCUCCCUGCUGGGACUCAAGGCAGCUUUCAGAUAGAAACAAGAACCACUAAAAACAUUUUUUAAAAAAAUCAAUAAUGAAAACUAUAUACGUAUAUAAAAUCUGUUUAAGGCAUACCAAUAAUUAGACUCAAAAACAGCAUGGCAGCAGCCCUUUAAUUUAAUUAAAAGCAGUCCGUUCCCAAAAGCCUGUUGGGACAAGAAAGCCUUUACGGGAGGGAAGACCUCCGCCGCCGCCCGGCCGGAGCGGUGCUCCGAGCCGGGCGGGGGAGGGAAGACCUCCCGCCGCCGCCCGGCCGGGACGGUGCUCCGAAGCCGGGCGGGGGGAGGAAGACCUUCUGAAGGCGGGCGGGGGCGAAAGUCUUUGCUCCCCCUGCCUGCCUGUCCCGGAGGGCUUUUGAAGGCGGGGAGCAAAGACUUUCGCCCCCGCCCGCCUUCAGAAGAGGUCCAGGACCUCUUCUGAAGGCUGGCGGAGGCAAAGUCUUUGUCCCCUGCCUGCCUUCCCAGGGGCUUUUAAAUUGCCCCGGACAGCGGAGAAGUCCUCCGCUGUCCCGGGUGAUUUUAAAAUGCCGCCCGCCAGCAUUUUAAGAUCGCCCGGACAGCGGAGAAGUCCUCCGCUGUCCCGGGGUUUUAAAAUGCUGGGGGUGGGAAGAAAAGCCCUUGCCCCCAGCCUUCAGAAGAGGUCCGGGGACAGACUGUCCCCGGACCUGGUCUGAUACCCGCCUGUGCAAAGGCAACAAGGAGCCAGUCUAGCUUCUCUAGGGAGGGAGUUCCAGAGACUGGGAGCAGCCACCAAGAAGGCCCUCUCCCAUGUCCCCACCAAGCAUGCCUGUGAGUGUGGUGGGACCAGGAGAAGGACCUCACCUCAAGACUCAGGCAGGUUUGUGUGGGUCAGUAAGGUCCUUCAUACAGCCUGGGCACAAGCCAUGUGAUACUAUAUAGGUAAUAACCCGCACUUUGAAUUGUGCCCCAGAAACAGACCUGUAGCCAGUGGAGCUGUUCUAGCAAGGAAGUUGUCUGCUCCCUAUAACCAGCCAACAAUCUGGCUGCAGCUUUUGGAGCCAGUUGAAGUUUCGGAGUACUGUUCAAAGGCAGCCCCACGAGUGUUAGAGUAAUCCAAACUGGAUGUAACUAAGACAUCUGUCACUGUGGCCAAAUCAGACAUCUCAUACGCUUCCCCCUCUUCCCCACAACACAUGCCCAUUUCUUCGAGAAUAGUAGUUUUUCUGGACGUGGCAAACACUAAGUGCUGCCACAGUUUUAAAGUUGCAUCUGAAGCAGUAAUCUGACUUGCAUCCUUCAAAAAGAGAGCAAAAUCAAUGUGUUUCUGUGUGUGGCCUAACCUUCACAUGUUUUCUUCUUGCACAGCUUGAGUCUGGGGGAAAAACAAACAGAUUUGUGUUGUGGCUUUGGAAAAAUAUUAAUAUUGAUGAUGAUGAUGUUGACGACGAGAUACUAAUUUUGAUGAUGGUGAUUUUUCAGGCCAAACUCCUUUGUGAUUAUCACAGCAAAUAGAGUCAUUCACUGCAACAGUGACAUCCCUGAAGAGAUGCACCACUGGAUCUCCCUCCUGCAGAAGCCCAAAGGCGAAUCCCGGGUCGAUGGGCAGGAGUUUAUUGUGAGAGGUAUGAAGGCAAGAUGAAAGAGCUGGCUAAAUAUAUUGUGCCUGAAGCAGAACACCUAAACAGUACCCUCCUUGCCCCAGUGGUGUUAAUAAUACAAAUAAGCCAUUUGCUGGCCUUUGAGGCAGCCUAUCUCACCAUAGCACUAGUUGCUACAGACACGGCACAGCUCACUCUUCCAAAGUGAUAAUGGGAUUUUCCACUUUAUAAAUGGGAUAUGAAGCUGAUGAUGACCAUGAGAACUGAUGCAAUAGAGUGGCUCAUAACAUGCAGUGGUGAGAAAGCCUCCAGUUCAAAUCUCCCCUCAUCCAGGAAUUCUCUAGGUGGCCAUGGGCAAGUUUGCUGCUUUCUUUGCCUCAACCCCACCUGUUCGUAUUGGCAUUGCAGGAUGCUUGUAAGGAUUUACUAAGAGAAAGCCACCAUAGUCUUAAUGUUCUGACAGCAGUGUAUAAGUGUUAAGAACUGAGGUAUGUAUUCACACCCUUUAAGUGUGGGUUUCACUGACAAGAUACCCAGGGUUAGCAGCAGAGUAUUUAAUCUGAGGAACGAUGUAAACAGACUGAAGUUUGAGGUGACUGUGAUUCAUCCCAGUAAUUAAAUGCUGAUCCUGUCAUCGCUCUCUCAACUGUCAAAAUUCCCACCCACCACCCCAACCAUCAUUCAGCACACGCUUCAGCUGCCCCCUCCCACUUGCCUUAACAUUCUGUACCCCAAACAGUCUCCUCCCGCCCCCUCACUUCCCUCCAAACACAAACGCCAAAUAUGGUUCAUUAAAAGCUCUCUGGGUGGUUAAGUGUUACCUAAACACUUUCUUUCUUUCUUUCUUUCUUUCUUUCUUUCUUUCUUUCUUUGCAAUGCAUGCUCUGAUAGAGAAAUCAGGAAGUCAGCUGGGGGAGAUGGUGGUUUAGACUGAAUUGUGCCUCCUCCUUCCUCUGUUCUUUAUAAGAAAGGAACAGGAAUUUGAAAGUCUCCAGUAGCAUCCCAUUAGCAGGAGAGCAAACUCGAUUUCUUGAAUUUCAAUUCCAUUGGGCCCUGUUGUCCCUCUUUCCCAUCAGGCUGGCUUCAUAAGGAGGUCCAGAGCAGUAGCAAGACCUCUUCCCUGAAGGUGAAGAAACGCUGGUUUGUGCUGACCAACACUGCCCUUGAUUACUACAAAUCGUCCGAGCGCACAGCCACCAAGCUCGGGACACUGGUGCUGAACAGCCUCUGCUCAGUGGUCCAGCCUGAUGAAAGGGUCUUCAAAGAAACAGGUAAGGAAGGGGAAAAGGUGUUCUUUGUGUGCCACUGUGUCUUUCUCUGAGUGUUCGUUGCCAUUCUUUACCAUUUUGUGCACAGCUAUAAAUGUGUGGAAUAUCAUUUUGGUCAUUUGUAAUAGGACACAGUCCUGGCAGACUAUGGGGAGGGUCUGUAUUUUGCAUGUAGAGGGUCCCAGCUUCAAUCCUCAUUUCAAAGGAUCCAGCAUCAGCGCUUGGGAUCUCUGCCUGGGAGACCAGCUGCUAGUAUUGGGAUAGAUGGGACCAUGGCUGGACUUUGUAUGAUGCAGAUCACAUGUUCAUAUGCCUGUGUCUGUUUUGCAUUCAUAGUUGGUAAGGCCCAAAGAGAAUUUCUGAACUGACUCUGUUCAUCCUAUAAACCAUAACAUUUAAUUUGCUGGUUUCUUUGGAGUGAAAUAGCAUUUGUGUCAUGGGAAUAAUGGCACAAAGUGAGUCCUGUGGGGUGAAGUUAGUGCUGCAUGGGCCAAGCCAAUCAAGUGCACAAAGGAAUAUCAGGGGCUUUCUGUAGACCCCUUUGGGUGCCAUUAGCCAGUUUAGAUCACACAGCAACUGCAUCAUGUCAUGAGCAGCUGAUAGAGCGCAGUCAACAUUGCCACAAGGAUCUGGCCUCUGCCACCUCACACUUUUCUCUCUCGCUGUAUCAUUUGUCAUCUCAAUUACUCCAAGAUUGGGCAGUAGUUGCCUGUUUCUGUUUGUGCCUUCAGGCUACUGGAACAUCACUGUGCAUGGCAGAAAGCACUCGUAUCGGCUCUACACAAAGCUGUUGAAUGAAGCCAUGCGCUGGGUCUCUGCCAUCCAAGGAGUCAUUGACAGCAAGGUUCCCAUUGAAACACCCACGCAGCAGCUGAUUCGGGACAUUAGAGUAAGUGCCUCUAACUCUUAAUUGCACAUGAGUAUGAGGGAUGUGGUGGUGCUGUGGUCCAAACCACUGAGCCUCUUGAGCUUGCCAACUGGAAGGUCGGCGGUUCGAAUCUCCAUGACGGGGUGAGCUCCUGUUGCUCAGUCCCUGCUGCUGCCCACCUAGCAGUUUGAAAGCACGUCAAAGUGCAAGUAGAUAAAUAGGUACCGCUCCGGCCGGAAGGUAAACAGCGUUUCCAUGCGCUGCUCUGGUUUCGCCAGAAGCAGCUUAGUCAUGCUGGCCACAUGACCCGGAAAAACUGUCUGUGGACAAACGUCGGCUCCCUCAGCCAGUAAAGCGAGAUGAGUGCUGCAACCCCAGAGUAAAGGGGUCCUUUACCUUUUUAUAAGCUCUAUAUCCAGAUUACUAGGAUCUCCUUAUACUCACAGGUUUAAGAUAUUAAGGCAAAUGAGCUUUCCUUGCUCUCUUCAUAUACAACCUUUUAGGAUUUGCUCAUGUCUGUGUAAAUACCCAGGUAUUUGAGCUUCCCUCCCAUUAUUUGCAUCAUUCUGCUCAGUUCAGAAGCGGAGAUGUCCCUUGGCACUUUCCCUUUCUUCCUGCCCCUCUUCUAGAUAUACAAUUUCUCUCUGCACACACGUUGGAAUAAUCAAAAGCAAGAAUGUAACAUACACAAAGGACAGGGUCUAUUAAUUCUUAAGUAGUAGGUCUGGAUUCUACAAAGGACUCUGAUAGAAUCCCUCUUUCAGUGGGAAUAGUGUGUUAAGGCACAUUCAUACGUGCAGGAUAAUCCAAAGGCUGCACAUUUUUAUGGGAGUCAUAGUUCAGUGGCGGAUCACAUUGUUUGCAUACAGAAGGUCUCUGGUACAAUACCCGACAUCUUCCAUGAAAGAAGGAUAUCCAGUAUCAGGGCUGAGGAAAACUUCUCAGACCUUGGAGGGCAGCUGCCAGUCAGAAUAAAGAACACUGGCUGAACCAGCAGUUUGACUAUACAGAAGGCAGCUUUAUGUGUUUGUUUCAUAGGGAUCCCUCCACUGAGCUACAAAGAAGCACCUCUUGUAAUUUUCUCUCUGAAGUUUGCCAUUUGGCCCCGCCUUUUCAGGUAGACAGAUGGAAAUACAUAUACACUUGGUUAGUUUCCCUACACACACACACAUACGAUUAAAAUCGGCAGAAGGGUGUAGGUGCACAUUUUAUUCAACAACAACUAAAAGCAAUAUUAUGAUCUGUCAGAACAUGGCGUGUUUCUAAAUAUUCAGAAUUCCUUUUGAUGAGAGGGCUGUUGUUGGCCGGACAUACUCUGGAUAUUUUGUGAUAUAAAGUGAUCUCCAAAUCCUUCUAUGGACUUGGUUUGGCAGUUUCCCCUGUUGCUGACCAAAUUGCCAUUUUUACAGUACACGGCCUUUAACUGUUGUUUUAUCUCUUCUGUAAUGGACUGGGAGCACUUCCAUUUAAUAGUACAAUUAGAUUAGUACAAGAGUGAAGCCCUGUAAAGGUAACCUCUACUGGCCCACCCCUUCCUUUCAGGAGAACAGCAUGAACCCUGAAGUGGUAGAACAGACCUACCGGAGGAAUCCUAUCCUGAGAUACACCCAGCACCCCUUGCACUCGCCACUUCUACCACUGCCAUAUGGGGACGUUGGGGUCAACUGUGAGUGACAUGGUGGCUUUCGAGGAUGCUAUGUCAAGGGUUCAAAAGGAAUAAUUUUUGAGAGGAUGGGAUGGGACUGAGGCAGAAUAUUGCCGGGAUGAAGGUCAUCCAGCUUUACAGUGCAACCCAGUAUACAUGUUUCCUCAAAAGUAGGUUCAACUUCAGUGUGACUUACUUCUUAGCUGAGUGUGCACAAGAAUUCUGUGUACAUUGACUCAGAAGUAAGUCUCAGUGGGCCUUACAUCCUUCUAAACAUGCAUAGAAUUGCACGGUAAAUCAGAGUUAUUGUGUUGACUCUGGCUGAAAUCUGAUGCAUAAAAAAAUACUGUAGAAGUGGGAAGAUGCAGUGAACUUACCAGUGGAAUGGAAUUAACUAGCUGAAAUACAAAGAAUUGUGCAUUAAGAAAGGAGCAGAAUCAUAGCCCUAUCAUGUAACUGUUUCUAAUGGGGGGAAUUGAAUUGUCUCUCAAGUGACCUUUGAGUAGUGAUAAUUAUCAGAGGAGUUUCCCUUCUCCUCUGGGUUGUGGGCAUGAGCAAAUGUGUUUCUUGGAGUGAUGAACUAGCAGCUGGCCAGUCCGUAGUUGGAGGACAUACUGACUGCCUUCUCCCUGCCUUGUUGUUUGUGCCACCUCCUCCCACUGCAGUGCAGCAAGAGAAAGGCUAUAGCAGCCUCCAGGAUGAAGCAAUGAAGAUCUUUAACUCCCUUCAGGAGAUCGAGACAGUCUCUGACCCCAUCCCCAUUAUCCAGGGCAUUCUGCAGACCUGCCAUGAUCUCAGGCCCCUCCGGGACGAGGUGUACUGUCAGCUGAUCAAGCAGACAAACCAUGUGCCACAGCCCAACAGACCAGGGAACCUUCACCACUGGCAGCUGAUGACCUGCAUGAGCUGCACCUUCCUGCCCAGCAGAGGAAUCCUCCGUUACCUCAAGUUCCACCUCAGAAGGUAAGAACCAUCCUGGAGGAAUUUCUCUGCAAUUGUAGCUAGCUCACUGACUCCAGAGCACUGAGGAAUACAUUACAUAGCACCAGUCGCUGCAGACGUAUAGAAACAUGGGAAGGCUGCUUCAUAUUGAGUCAGCCCAUCAGUCUGACUAGCUCAGUAUUAUCUUUGCUGAAGGGCAACAGCUCUCCAGGAUUCAGUCCUAGCUGGAGAUAGAACCAGGAACCUUCUGCAUGCAAAACAGGAGGCCCUUUGCCUAAUACUUGCAUCCUUAGAGAUCAUUGCAGAGGCCACCCACCCCCAAUUUACCUCCACCUUGCUUUGUGAAAACUCCAGUGCUUCCUGUACUACUGUCCCUCAUACCUGCUUUCUACUAAGCAGCAGUGCCAAGCUGGUCCUGAUAUUUUUAGACAAAGGUGUAAAUAUUGGUCUCAGAGGCAGAAAAUAGUAAAUAACCUCUGUCCAAAUGAAUGAAAUUUGCUUAUAUUAAGUGAUACAACAUCUUCAUAGGCAGUAGGUAGCCCACAGCUUCUUGAGUUGGCUUGGCCUUGCUAUACAAAUGACACGGUUCUAGGUCAAAGUUUGUUUCAUGACAGAAUGGCAAUAUGUUAUUUACCUCUUCUCUUUCCUCACCCUCCCUCAACCAGAGUAAAAGAUCUCUUCCCAGGCACUGAAAUAGAUCGGUAUUCUCAGUUCAUCACUGAUUCACUGAAAAGAACCAAGAGCAGGGAGUUUGUCCCCUCCCAGGAGGAAAUACAGGCCCUCAUCACCCGGGAGGAAAUGACCACCACUGUCUACUGCCACGGAGGAGGUUCCUGUCAAAUUACCAUCAAUUCUCAUACCAGUGCCGGAGAGGUAAGAACGAAGGCAGAAUUUUCAAGGCAAAGUUGUCCAGGGAAGAAGGGGCAUUCAGCUUGCUUCAGAUGGCCUCUACUAGCGGAAGUGGAGGGAAUAUAUAUCUCUCUCUCUCUUAGUCCAGCCUGUUUGCAUCUGUCUGAGAGGUUCCUUGUGCAACCAAAUCCUUUGUGGCGUGAUGUGGUCUCUCUCCUCCCUUUGUAGGUGGUAGAGAAGCUGAUCCGGGGGUUGGCCAUGGAAGAUAGUCGGAACAUGUUUGCCCUUUUUGAACGCAACAAGCAUGUGGACAAGGCCAUUGAGAGUCGGGUGAUUGUAGCUGAUGUUCUGGCCAAGUUUGAAAGGUAGGUGUUUCACAGGAAUAAUCCUCCUGUUUAGCACUGGGGGAUCUGAUACUUUCUAAACAAGAAGGCCUUCUGCCAUGUUGCUGGUCCUCUGAGACCUUAUGGCAGGGUGCUACAGAGAUGCUGUUUUCAGAGGCAGAUGCUACGUGUAGACCAGCUCUUCUUAACCAACGAACUAGAUGGUAACCAGCUUCUUCCUCAUCUUUUAGACUUGCUGGGUCUGUGGAAGAGGAGGAUGAGGAUGGGCACUGGCAGCUCUACUUUAAACUGUAUUGUUUCUUGGAUGUUGAAAACGUUCCCAAGGAAGGGGUGGAAUUUGCUUUCAUGUUUGAGCAGGUAAGUCUUCGCAUGGGAGAGAAUAAGCAGGUGGGUGGCUGAAUGGGUGGCUGGAUCAAGCCAGGGCUGUGAAGAAUUUGCCUGCAACAGCCCAUUGCUAUUAGGACACUUAGUUGUUCAUCUUGACUUAUAAGGCAAUAUACAUAACUUAAUUAUAACUCCAAAGGGGUAAGCAUAGGCAUUGGGAUGGUCUCUUGAAGCAAACAGCCUUUGGGGAAAAAACAUAUUUUAGUUAGCUAGUUAUUUGCCUGCUUUUUAGUGUAUCUACCUCCCAAGGUUGGUUACAACAUACCAAUGUACAGUAUUAAAAUUCCAAAGUUUCAAAGAACAAUAAAAUAGCAAGUAACAACAUUUAUAGACCCACGAAUAAAAUUGCUCCUUCUGCUAUUCACAGGCUCAUGAAAGUCUCAUUGACGGCCAUUUCCCUGGUCCAGAGGAGACACUGCAGCACUUGGCUGCUCUGAGGCUGCAGUACCUCUAUGGGGAUAUUUCCAAAAUCUCCUGGUCCCUGGACAACAUCUAUCCAGUGAAGAGGCUGAAGUCCAAAAUCCUGCAGUCCAUGAAGAGUAGCGGUCCCAGCAGCCAUGCUCUGGAGAAAAGGCGGACCAGCUUCCUGGAGGGCACUCUGAAGCGUAGCUUUAAGGCGGGCUCAGUGAAGAAGCAAAAGGUGGAAGAGGAGCAGAUGAUGGAGAUGUGGGUGAAAGAGGAGCUGUCGGCAGCUCGGGCCAGCAUAACAGAAAAGUGGUGCAAACUGCAGGGGCUGCUCCAGCAGCAAGCCAUGGUGGCCUACAUGAACAUCAUGAAGGAAUGGUCGGGCUACGGCUCCACUGUCUUUGAUGUGGAGGUGAGAGACACACAAGAAGCCUCAGUAUUAAUCCUUCUUCUUUUGAAAGAUGCUACAGGAGGAUUAUGUUUAUUAUCUCAGUUGCACUUCAUAAGAACCUUCAAAUAUGGUUCCAUUUUAUUACCCCCACUAUUACAGAUUGAGGAUUGUGGGGGAGGGAAUUGAGGUGCCAGCUAAUCGACGAAUUGCUGAAGAGCAUUGGGCUAGGAGGGAGGACACCCAGGUUCAAAUCCUGGCUCAGCCACAGCUAAAUUACCUCACAGCAUUGUUUGGAGAAUAAAACAGGAAAGCAGAAGAACAGAGUAGUCAGACCUGAACUGUCUGGAAUGGCAGGAUCUAAACACAAUAAAUAAAUAUUGGCUACCAAGCCUGUUCAUGGUUGAGCUAAGAUUUGGCAGAUCCCAUUAAAGAAUGAAGUGGAAAUCGAAAUAAAUAAAUAUUUUGGAUCUUACUUUGACACCAUUUUUUAAUUAUUUGCUUUUGAGGUGGGAAUCUUUACUAAUUACUCUGGGGUUUCAUUGGAUGGGGGGGGGAAGAGGAUUGGUUUUUGACCAGGAGCUUUCAGUCUUCGGUUCAGUCGUCCACUGCAUGCUUUUCCCCCCAAGCAACGCCUUCCCUUUGCUAACUCUUCUUGUUUCUUUCCUGCAGUGUAAGGAAGGUGGCUUUCCCAAUGAUCUCUGGCUUAGUGUCAGCACAGAGAAUGUGUCGGUGUACAAACGGGGAGACCCCAAACCCCUAGAAACGUUCCAGUAUGAGCACAUUGUCUUCUUUGGGGCUCCCCAGCCCAAUACCUUCAAGCUGACAGUGGAUGAGAGAGAGAUGUACUUUGAAACCCCCCAGGUAUGCUUCAUGGAACACUAAGUUAGCCUGUUUUGUGAGUGACCACAAGCACUUUUGUGCUGAGGCAGGAUUCGGUGGGCAAAAAGCAUAAGCCGAAAGGCUUCCUUUUUAAAGUAUGUUGCAGGGGUGGGGAACACUUUUAGCUCCCCAGAUUGGCCACAUGGGUCAGAUUUGACAGGUGGGUGGGGCUUAGGAAUCACCAGUCACAAAGCUGGCAAAGCAUUUCUACCUCCCAUUCCCUGAGCAAAGGAGGGUGGGGGGAGCAAGGAAGACGCCUGCAUUUGACAGAUUUUUGGGGCUGCCUGUGCCUGUUCCUUGAGCAGAAUUUAAACGUGCAGGCGGGGGUAGAAUUCUGCUCAGGGAACAGGUGUGCACAGCCAAAGAAAUGCAGGCUUCUUUCUUGCGUUUCCCAAAGUGAUAGUAGCAGUAGGGGUUGGGAGAAAGCAAGGGGAUACAGAAGACCCUUUGCAAGUCCCUGUUCCAGUUAUAUUCCAUUGGCUUCGGGCCACCAUCAGAAAUUGCUGCUAUAUUAACUGCUCAGUGUGUUAAGUGAUCCUGACUGUCCCCUCUUAUCUUAUUAGGUGGGGGAGAUCAUUAAAAUCAUGAAAGCCUACAUCAACAUGAUUGUGAAGAAAUGUUGUAGCAUCAAAUCGGCCACCAGCCUGGACAGUCGUGCGAGUAUCUGGACGAGGUGA